CAGUGUGGGAAUCUGAUACAGCCUCAAAUUCAGUGUUGGUUAUGUGCGGCUAAUGCAGCACAUGAUACCAUAAUCAAACAUGUAACUAAAAAAUAACUACAUAAAAUUUUAAAGUGCUUAAAUACUGAUAAUGCUGAGGACAUGCUCAGUAUUGGCUCAAAUAUUAGUAUCAGAAUUUGUGAGAAAUAAGAUGUUAUUGGAACAUAUAAGCUAAGAUUUUCUUUUUUCCACUGCUGUAUUUAUGAAAACUCAAGAGUGAGACCUGAUGGCGUGUCGCAGUAUAACAGGCUUCAUUUGAAUCAGCCAUUAACAAUCUUUAAACCGUUUCAGCUGCCAUAUAAUGUGAGUAUAAUAGAAGCUGAGUAUUACAAGGCCUAUCUGGAAAACAUCUCUAUACAGGCAGUGUCUGCAUCUUAUCUGAAGUGGCAAACUUGCUGUUCUAAUUGUUAUCUUCACACUAAUAGAGUGGAUGUUUUGAAAUCAUUGGCUGGAUGGAUAAAGGCUCAGUAAUUCCCCCAUGCUUACUGUCGGUGUCAGGGCUUAUCAGCGGGAGAUAGCUGGGUCCUGGAGGAUGAUUGGUGUUGGUGUGCGGGGAAGUGGAAGUGGAAAGUUUGUAGGGACUCGGGAAAAGAGAGGAUACAGACAUGGGAGACAUCUGUUGAGAAUUGAGUGAUGGUAUUAUGUGGGGCUUACUGAACAAGAUAUAGGAGUUGAUCUUACUUUUGACUGUUAUUACUUUGCAUGAAGUGUGACGCAUAUGGAAGUCUUUAAAUUGAGUUUUCUUGAAAGUUGAGGGUCUCAAAUCUUUGAAACUUUCUUCUAUCCACUACGUUUAGACGAAAGAUGUCAACUAUAUUUGCAACAACAACAAAAACAUAAACUUGUUCUCCUCCUGUUCAGCAGCCUAAAGUGGGCUGCAGAUGCUUAACGCGCUCUCCGUUGGUUCAUUAGUUAAAGCACACAUCCCCCAUCAUCUUCCUCUAGUGGUCCUCUCUGAGCACUUAAUUGUGCGUCCACUCUACCGGGGCUGGCGCGAUAAUAAAGCAUUAACAGCCGUGCCUCUUUCAUUAAAGUAGAGUUGGGAAAUGUGAGCCCGCCCACUUUUCAGGAGUCAAAAAAAAAAGGGAGAGAAAAAAAUCGAUUAUUUCUCCUCGCACUGGGAGUGGAAGGAGAGGGUUUGGGGAAAGACUCGGGCAGGAUUGUGGAGAGGGACCAGAGAAGAAGAAAAAAAAAGACUGUGAACAUCACCCCAUCAGGAUCCAGACGUCCAGCAGAUUACCUACCAGCACCACCUCCACCACCAUCAGCACCGCUUCACCGGCUCUCCCUCCUCUCCGCUACACAACGGCACCUCGCAGGCAGUCACAGAGACCAGGCGAGGCGUCCUCACCGCCUCCUGCGCAGACACUGUCCGACGAGAGAGAGAGAGAGAGAGAGCGAGAGAGAGAGAGAGAGAGAGAGAGAGAGAGAGAGUAGUUGCUCUGACAUUAUAGACUCCUACCACGUACUGUAGGUUACUUUUUUUCCUCCCGGCAACGUCCUCUGCUAAGUUGCGCUCCUGGAUUUUAAGCGCGUCUUGGUGAAGUCCGUCCCCAGCAAGAGCAGCGGCUUCAACCCUCCUGUCACCCGGCCGGACCAAAGCACCGGCGGACCGUUUUCUUUUACUUCCUCCGGACCAGAUUUCGUGCGAAAUAAAGUAAGUACCGCGCACUUCACAUGCAACUUCACAUCCACAACAACAACACGGUUUAUCAUCUGAUCUUUUUUUUUUUAAUCACGAAGAGAGGGAGAAAAAAAACUUCAGGGUCUAUUUUCAUGCGCGCUGCUUCAUCAACAAAGUACAGUAACUGCGUGUAUUGAUUUGUUGUGACCCUGAUCGACUCGUGCCGGUGACAGCUAUGCCUUAUAAUUUACCAGCUGACAUCAAGUAGCUGCUUAUGGUCUAUUAAGAGAUCCAAGGUCUGCUGUCUCGUGCUUGAGGUAGAAUAACAGUUGUGUCGACCUUGUGGUGCUUUCUCGUGUCUACGUGCAGGGCGCACAGCCCCGAAGAUACAGCUUCUCAAUAGGUUGCCCUCAGACAUAUUACAGUUUGUUCUACCCUGAUGCGCCUUUUGACGCCACAUUCAAAGUUGGGACUAGUCAAGAAGUGGUGGAAAUAUUAGAGUUUGCUCACCUGAUGUGUGAAAUUUUGCAAAGAAGUUUAAAAAACUCAGGGGGAAUGAGACCAAAAGUUUGGGAAUUUUCACAUAAUUUCACAAACAGGAUGUAAGAAACCCUCAAUUAUCUUGUAUCAGAUCUAGCAAUAAUCACAAACACACUUAUCUGAGGUGCUAUGAUGAGCAGAAUCAUCCUAUCACUGCUUUAAAAUCAGGAUACACAGAUCCAAGACAUCUUUGGAAAGACACUGACAGAUAUAUAAAGAGUAAUAAUUUACAGGACAUUGCAGGAAAGUCUAAUUCGCCUGACUUGUUCGAGUGUUAAUUCAGGUUCACAGUGAUAAAUCAGUGUUUUUUUGGAGAAGGCACAGUUUUAAUUUGCUGACUGUGGCUUUGUUUCGACCUCCCUUUCUCCACACAGGAGUUUGAUACGUUUUAAAAUGAGUUAGUUUAGAGUUAAGUUCAGUCUCAGGUGGCUCAAGUGAACCUGUUGCAGAGAGAGGAUUAAUAAUGACACCCUAAUUAACCAGUGGCAACUUUCACAGGUUGCAGCCACACAAAUAAGAAUGAAUUCAUUUCUUUCGUAGUUGAAGUGUGAAAAACAGGCCCGCUGAUGAAACGUGCAGAUGAACUAAAGACGGUUAUAAAAUGAUAAAUUAUUGCACGGUUCAUUUAGAUUUUGACAGAUUGGUGGAACGGACUUGGCAGGGUGCAUUAAAACUCAUGCCCAUUAAUAAAAGCAUAAAAGUUGAUCUCUUCCCCCACAUUCUUUAAGAUUUGUUAUAUAUCUAAAUUUUAUGUCAUGAAAUAAAUACUGCUCGUUAUAAAAGUUGAAAAAUUGCAACCGGUUGUGGAUAUUGCUCGAAUUUUCUCAUGUAAAUCAAACUAAGGUAUUAUCACUGCACAUUCAGAGAGCGAUACGACUUAUUAAAUUUAAAACAUCUUUUAUUUUAUAGGAGUUUUUGGACAAUUUUUUAAAGAAUAAAUCAGCACUGUGUGUAAAAACCACAUUUGACGAUGACAAACGUGCUUUAUACACUCAGGUAUUUACUGCUUUAUUGCAUUUUACAGUUUAUUUAAUUGUAAAAAUGACACAUGCAUGUGAAAGUGGUCUUGAUAUUCAAAAUACAUAAUUGAAUUUUCAGAUGUCGUGUUCAUGCAUCGUCUCUAGAUUUAUCUUUCUGCCUUUUAUUUAUUUUUGCUUGUGUACUCGUGAUCAAAUAUAUCUAAGAGUUUAAGUCUAUAAAGGGAUUUUUACACAUGGCCUUCCCUGUUCUGCCCAUCGUCAAUGAAGUUGUUCUGUGUGGCCUGUCUGGCCUGUUGCUCUCUUGGGAUUUAGCGUUAGGUUAAUCCGCUCAGAGGAAGGUGAGCACUCGCAUGUGGACCCACGAUUACACACUGAGGACUCUGUCAGCCAAGCUCUGUAAUCUCAGAGACCCUGCACAAACACACACACACAUACACACAUGCACGCACCUAUGCGAUCGCACGCGAACACACACUCACACAAAUGCCCAGACAAAAGCAUGGACUGCUUCUUGUCUCGGUCUGCAUCUUUUUAGUAAAAGCACACACUCUCGUCGUGCACACAGCGACACCCACACUAUCUGGCCUGCGCUGCUUUUGUUUCUCUUAUUCUCUUAAGACCUCUCCCUCUUGACAAAUCAUUUGGGAUUUUGGGCGCUGAUUCACAAAACCAACAGUGACAACACACUCUUACCCUUCUCACAGAGAGGGAUUAGGAGGUCACGUGUCGCUGUGAUUGGCCGGGGCAUUGAGCCGAUUGUCAGGGCACUUUGCUGUACACCAGGGGCUCAGUGAAGCUUUAGUUAAGUGAAGGGAAGGGACACAUUGUGUGCCGUGGUCAGGGUUCUGACAUGUGUUUUAAGAGUGGACAGCAUGGGACAGAUUAUUGCUUUUAUCUUUCAAUCGUGGACAGACAAAAUCAAGACCAAUAAUACAUGAAUUGUUAUGUCAUUGCUGAAAAAAUGUGCCCUCCAGACUGCAAUUUUUUAAGCAUACCCACUCUGCAGUUGCAGUACAGAGGCACAUUUCAAGAUUGAAACCCAGAUCUAUAAAAACAUUUUCCCUAAUGGGAACAUCAGAAGCAUUUAUGUUAAAGCAAAUAAAUUAAUAGCCGCUUUUGCUGAGCUUUACAGUUUUUUUUUCUGCCCUAAUAGUUUCAAAUAUUUUGGGAAGGGUUUGCAGAGUUUGCUCAGUAAAACACUCAUUUGCAGAUUGCAGGUUGGCAAGAUCUGCAGGUAGAUAUUGAAGUGCUGUAAUUGGACUUCAUGCCCUUUGGCUCAAACGAGGAAGGUAAUAUAAGAGCCAAUUGUAGGGAAUCAUAUUUACCUCAUAUAAAGGAGGAUAUAAUAUCUUAAAUUGUCAAGAGACGUCUCUGUAAAGUGUGCAAAUACUUCAGUAUAUUUUGCCUUUGUUCUCUGAACUCACAUGCAGGAUAAAACCUAAACUCCAGUUGUGAUAGCAUGAAGAUAAACUCUCUUUUAAGUGAAUUUAUCAGACAUAAAUAGCGGGAAACAUCAGGAUAACUUUUUUCUUAACUGUCUGUGAGCAGAAGAAAACACUUAACUUUACAAUAACUCAAGGGCUUUUUGUAUUUUUGUUUAUUGUAACAAGGCAGGUGUUCCCUCCUUUGCUAGGUUGGGGGAAAAGUCUCUCUUUUUUCCUAUUUGGUGCUUUUUUUUAAUAGCACUAUUAAAAAAGCACAGGGCUCACCCUCACCAUGUGUUUAUUUACUCAUUCGCACAGAUCUUUCUUUCAUUGUCCUAACUGUUGGAAAUGUUCACCCACAUGUUUCUUUGCCUUUAGAGCACUGUCUGUAGAUCUUCAUAAGAGCUGCAAUUACUCCUUACACUUAGGAAAUAAUCAUCUCAAGUAAAUAACACUGUCCUUGAAUGCUUUAGGCCGGACUGAAUGCAUAUAUUUGAAUAUGUCCUGGUUUGUGCAUAAUGAUGCAAAGUCUUCUACUGUCUCUAUCUAGUAAUUAGCGGUGACGUUCAGCAACUUUGUGUGUGUUUGUGAGUGUGUGUGUGUGUGAGCGUGCUGUAAGUGGAUGGGGGUGUGUGGGGUUUGUUCACUAGGGUGUUAAAGAUCACAGAGGAAUAUCUCCGCCUUUGAUGUUUAAUUGUAUUGUAAAACACACUUUAGAAUAUUUCUGCAUAAAGUAGAGUUCUGGCUGUGCUGUGCUUUGUGUUUGCUGUUUCUUUGUGUGUUUGUCUGUCAGCAUGUGCUGUGUGUCUGGAAGGUGUGUGUAUGUGUGUGUGUGUGUGUGUGCGUUCGAGUUUGUGUCUUGUCUCUGUCUGUUUGCGCGUCAGAAUGUUUGUGCUUUUGUGUCUUGUGUUUUUUUUUUUUGUCAGGGUUUUGUGAGGUUGUUGCUGGUGUAUAUUCAAAUGAAAAUGCGUGAUUUCUUUCUCGCCUUUUAUUCUGGCGCUGAAGAGGGUAGGAUUUGAUGUCUGGGAUGAUGGAGCAGUCUGGAAAACAGUGUCAGGGUGAGUGCUGAAAAGGCAAACUGAGAAGACAGAUGCGCAGAAAGGCGGAGAAAGACACACACAUGGAAAAGAAGAAUGAAAUUUACUUGAGCUCGAAAAAGAUGGAGAGUGUUUGGCCUCUGAUCAGAUAUUUUAUAUGAUGCUCUCGUGAUGUCAUGCUUCACUCGCUCGUAUAGAAGGACAGGAUGUCCUGCCUUCUUCUUCCUGUUUCCUGUUUCCUGCCCGGGCUGCGGGUCAUUAUGGCAGCAACUGCCUGCUGGGUGGUCUGAGCUCAGCACUGCUGGCUGACCACACAAUCAUAUCGUCAGCUGCAGCCCACCUAAAGAGACAGCAGAAACACCUCACCAUACUGAGGCCUGCUCCCUGAAAUAUUUGGACAGGAGGAGAGUCCUGGGAGGCGAGGAGACUGGAGGAGUGCAGGGACUAUGAAUGAUAAGACAAAGAGAAACAUUUAGAGUAGAACAGAGGUUGGAUUUCUUUGUCUAAACACUUGAUAGUUCACAUCAGGCUGCGAGCACUUUGUGUGUUCACUCUGAAAUGUAAAAAUGAAGGUUAACACAACUGGAAAUGAGUUCAUUAACGUCCCGAUCAGACGUAAAUUUGAUUUCAGUACAAUGUCGCACACAGGAUCCACCUUUUAAACGUAGUUACAGUGUAUAUCAAAUACCAACUCUAAACAUGUGUGGUAAAUCCAGAUGAAACUAAGAAUCCUUCUCAGUUUGAGGGGAAAGUGUACACUCUACAUGUGCGUAAAUCUGCCGGCAGAAGCCGUGUUCCGUCAUAAAACACAGAGCCUGACCUGUGAAUGUUGCAGGGGCAACUUCUUACCCCCUAAUAUAUUUUCAUAGACAGACCCCCUCCUUCCACCAUUGCCCCGCCAUCACCCUUUAGUGUGGCACACGUUCGGGCUACACCCAGUGCCAAAAAAAAAAAAAAAAAAGCAAAGAGGUGUGGAGAGGGGCGAGAGAGUGAGAAGAAAAAAAAAUGCAGAAAUGUUUUCCAGUGGCUGUAAUUUAUCUUUGUCACAAGUGCAACAUAGCCGAGUCAUUCUGCAACAGAGUCCGGUGAGACGCACAGAGGUAGCUCUGUGCCUCGGCCUCACACAGGCUCACAUCCAUCUGAAAGCCCCGCUCACUCGGCUGCCACAAUCUGCUGCUGAUGCCGCCACCACCACCACCACCACUCGCUCACAUCCACGCUGCUGCUGCUUCUGCUUCUGCUGCGCCUAUUGCUUAUUUUUAGAAGAUCUUGGAUUCAGAGAAAUAAGGUCUUGAGUUUUACCCAGUCAGGCUUCUGCGUGAAGAAACAAUGUCACACUAAAUUGCCAACGAUUGAUAAAUCUGUCUCUUUUUUUUCUGCUCUUAAGGAGAGAUAACAGCCUUUUUUUUCUUCACCUCAGAGUCUCAGAUAUCUGGGCAAAGUUUGAAAUAUCAGGAGGUUUGCCGCUCAACUCCGAGGGGACCGUGCUGCUGAAAAUGCUGUUAACACCGUCUAAGUCGAGGAACAGCUCAAUAAGAAUCCCCGCUCAGUGCUCCCCUCUCCCUCUUCUUUUCUGCAGAGCGCACGGCUCAACCAGGCGCUGUCCUGCCAAAGUCCACACCAGUGUUCCUUUUCCACUGUCAUCUGUGCCAUUCCCACACCAGAGGCCAGCCUGUAACAGAGAGCAUAGAGCAGGAUCAUUCUGAACUCUUAAGUCAGGAGGAAACAGAACGCAGAAAUGUAAAGAAAGAAAGAAAGAAGAAAUAGAGACAAAGUUAAUUGAAAAGUUUGAUUUUUUUCGGCCUAAAAUCAAACUUAUAAUAAAGCAUGAUCACAUAAAGCAAUAUGAAGUGCCCCAAGGGUGAAGAAGGGUGAAGCGAGGCCCCCCAACGCGCUCCCAUUUUCUCUCACUCUGUCAAUUUUUUUCACAUUUUUUCGACCCCACUCCUUCUGCCCCGUGAUGUAUGGCUUUUUCCUACAGUGGCUCUUCCAAAGUGCAGCUCGUGAUGUCAUUAAUUUUAUUCAUACUUUAUGGAUGCUCUGUCUGGAAAAAAAAAAAGAGGGAGAAAAAGGGAGAGGGGAAGGAAAAGAAAGAAGAGAAUGAGAGAGGAGAGGAGAAGAGAUGGUGUUGCGGAAGGAGAUUUUCAGUGCAGUUGCAUGUAUAAUGAAUGAGGGGGCACUUUGUUUGAAACUCCAGCCCGCCGCUUCUCUUCAAGGUUUGCUGGGCAGAGUGGGGGCCUUGUGAUCUCACACCAGCCUCUCUCUUUAUCCUGCCAAUAGAUGCUUUCACCUGGCACUGUGGUUCGACCCAGUGGAAAAACAAAUAACCUUGUGUGUGUGUAGAAGAGAAAAACACACACACACGCUGACACAGAGGAGAGAGAGAGGGAGAGAGACAAUGGAACAAGGGACUGGGUGGAAAAGGGUGAGGAGCGGGUGAGAGAGGAAAGAGGUGAGUUUGUAUAACAGCAGCAGCAGAGCAAUGACGCCCAGACGAUACUGAGGAGAAUACUGGCACCCAGCCCACACUUCCUAAAUAGUGCUCUCUACAGAAAUAGCUCAGCCUUGAUAUUGACUUUUGUCUGCUGUUUAUGUGUGUGUGGAUGUGUACGUUUGAGCAUGCUCAGUCGGAGGACAGAGACAGAGGAGCUUUUCACUUUUUCGGUUAUCUGUUGUUAAAUUUUCUGCUUCUGGUGUGAGCGAACAAUGAAGCGUGUGAGACUUCCUUUGUGACUCAGUUUAAAAAUGGCCUCUUGUCUUAUUUUUGGCCCCGCGCUGGACUCGUGAUUUUAUAAAUAGCCAAAGGGAAGUGCGGGGGAUACCUGUCGUGGCUCCAGCAGAGUCCCAGGGCCUCCACGUCACAUCCAUCCCUCCACCGCUGGCCGGCCGGCCCCCCUCUGGGCAGCGGCGGAGCGGCCCCCCUCGGGGAGGCCGAGCAAACAGGAUGGGGCUCAGAUUGAGGGUGGGAGAAAGUCGGUCUCUGGUGUAAAGCUAAAGCGCUUGGAAUGGAGCAGCAGCGAUUGUUGAAGCUGUCAGAUUUGAAAACUACAACUUCACUUCCUUUUACCAACACAGACUUUUACUUAGGCGCGACACCGACGGCAGCACGGCUAUAAAACACUGUCAAAAUGAGAAGUUUGUUUUAAGACACUUUGUAAGUGUAAGGUCACAGGGUAGGUUUCUCUCCUCUCUGUCAUCUGUAAGCCGAGGUGUCUUGUUAAUUUCACUUCUGCGUCUCAGGCAUGGGAGUGUUAACUUUCCCUCUUUGCCUCCAUGCUGUACACUCUUUCAGGACGAUACAGCCCCACAUUUUGGAUUAGCGAUGAGGUUUCUGUUGCUUUAAUGAUAAUAAUGGUAGGUUUAAUACUAGAGCGGGCUUAUUAUUGCGUGUUUACGCUCUUUUUUAAGGGUUCAGCGGGGUCAAACUUAUUAUGUGAGUAGAUAAUAGUCUUGUGUGUAAUUCUUUUACAAGGCAUUAUAUCUCUCUCUGAUGCCGCCUAAUUAUUUAGUCUUGAAUCAACAGCGUCGGUCUGAGAUUUCUUUUUUAUCCGCUGAACUCUCAUCAACUACAAGUGGUUGAAAAACAGAGCAUCUUCAGGCUGUAACUCGAUUAAACACAGACGAUUUUUCCGCCUGUAAAUGAGUGGCACUUCACAUCUUGGCCCCUCAUCAUAAGGCCUCAUAAUCAUUUGAGGAGUGGUACACAAACAGAAAAGACCGAGUAAAGAAGAAGAAACCGGCCUUGGUGGACCGUCUCUACACAAGGGGAAAGAGAAAUCAUCCCUCUUUUUUUCCCCGAAUGUGUUUUUUUCUCCUUUUUUUCUGUGAAGGGAAUUGUGCUGCCUGUUAUUAAUGUGCUUUUGACAGCUUAAUUUGAUAAGCGGGCUACUUGUUAAAGAAGCCUUGGAUUGUUCUCAUAGAAAGAACACGCUUUUUUUUUUUUUUUUCCUCUCACCCCCCCCUUCCCAUGUUCUUCAAAAUGCUGCCGCACAGUCUGUCGAUGACCCAGUUCUGAGAGAUGGUCGAAAAACAAGGAAGAGCAGAGCGAAAAUCCACUGGGAGAAAGGAAAGGAGAGAAGGCAUGAGGGUGAGCAAGAAAGAUAGAGUGAGGAGGAGAUACUAUAAGCAAGAAAGGCACUUGUGGGAAGUUAACUCAAAUGCUUUUUUUUUUUCCCUGUCUUCUCGCCUCCUCCUCCUCCUCCUCCUCCUCCUCUUUGCUCUUCCUCCUCCUCCUCCUCCUGCUCUGAGCUGCCUACCUUCUUGGGCUCCUCUUCUUCCCCUGUAGCUUAAUCGGAAGAGAAACGCUGGGAACGAUAACGGGGAUUAGCUUCCACUGCUCGCCAGCUCCCCUUGGUUAAGUACACGUGUAAUGAGUUGUUUAUUUGGGAUAAUGCACAGUAGGCUCAGCAGAAGCCCAGAGCUGCCCUCUCCCCCCCUCCUCUCCUCCUUACACACACACACACACACACACACACACACACACACACACAAACAUGUGUAUUAGGUAAAUUCACCACACACAGCAAUGUACAGGUAUGUGCAAAUACAUGCAUUCACACACUCGACCCUCCUCCAAACACACCCACCAGCACAAAUUCCCACACACAGCUGUGAUGCAGGUCACUCGCUGUGCAGAGGGAGACAGAAAGACAGAGUUCGGACUUGUAGGGGUGGCUUCAGUGUGCAUGUGUGUGUGUUUGUGUGUGUAGUAGGGGGCUAACGUUCUCAGGCCUUCUUUGGGUCAGAAGGCCAGGGGAUUUUUUUUUCUCAGGGUGAAGAGAAGGGGAAGAAAUUGAAUGAUGUGAGAAAAAAAAGGAAGAGAGGGAACCAUGAGGAGGGAAGAGGAGAUGCUGUGCCCACUGUGUGUCUGUGCACGGCGUGUUUGUGUGUACGUACAUGAAGUGGAAAAAGCUGUUGCGUUGUGUAGGGGACGUGCUCUGCUAUCAUUAGCUGUGAAGGAGGGGUGGAGGGGGGGAGUAGGAGGGGGCAGGCGAGGUUAUGUGAACGGUGCAGCUGUGCGCGCAGCAGAGGGAUUUGAGUGGGGAGGGGUGGUUGGGGAUGGCGGCGGCGGUAGUGGUGGUGGUGGUGGGGGGGACUCCAAGCAGGCAGGUCCUUCACUGAACCACCAGCUCACAACAUAUACAGAAGAAGAAGAAGAAGAGAAGAAUUCAACCAAACACAACUUACUGCUGCUGCCCCCUCCUUCCACCUCCCCCCACCCCCUCACUCCUCCUUUACUCCUCCGCUCCUCCACUCUGGCCCUUCACUUCCCGAAUAGGAAAAAUAAAUAAAUAACGAUUGAUGCUUGAUGGAGAGGAUAAGAGUGCAAGAGAGAGGAAGAGGAGGCAAAAAGAAACAGUCAUGAUUUAUACAUAGUGUAUGUUGUGCUUUCUCUUCCAGCCAUUUGUGGUUUCACCGUUUUCUAUCCCACAUUUUUCCAAAGUGACACAAACUCAAUGUUUAUUUCAUUAAUUGUAUUACAAACUGAGAAUUUUCUUACUUUUUGUUUGGGGGAGGGGAUUUCCCCAACACUUGACGCACAAUUUCCAAAAAAAAAAAAUCACUCAAAUUUGUUUUAAAGCCUCCUCCUCUUCCUCCGCCGCCCUCUCUUAUUUUCUCUCGCUGAAAGAGUCAGGGCCCAGGUAUAGCGAAAGGAUGGCGCGGCAGACGAAGACCCAAACUCGCUUGUCAGCUCGUGUGAUCAGUCGCUGCAGAGAGACAAGGCAGAGGUGGCGGAGAGACGACAGAACACAGAACGGCACCGGCGUGCACUGCUAAUGCAUUCAGCCUGCCACCGUAUCCAACAACAAGGCAAAAUAUCACACAACUCACUUCACAAGAUGUUCCUACAACAACAACAACAUCAACAAUAACAGACAUAUAAAUGCACACACACACACACACUCGAGCAGACGCGGAGUCACACACACAUGCAUAAAUAACCACACACAGCAUGUUAAAAACCAACCAUGAGGAACAAGAAUUUGAAAGCAAACAAACAAGUCAGAAUGUAAGCAACUUGUCGGGAGACUCUGCGACAGAAAAAAAUAAAUGAAAAAUGAAAUAAACACCUUUUGUUUCUCGUGAAAGAGCUCUAAAUUGUUCAGGUGGAAACAGGAAUCCAAAUUUCAGAAUGAAGAAGAAGAAGAAAAAAAAGCAAACACUAAAAGGAAGUUCAGGUUUUUUAGCAUAAGUGUGUUAGCACUACGGUAAGUGCUGAGCUAAAAAUAAACUCGGUCAAACAGCAGUGCUGUUUUGGCAUGAGGGGUCAUCUCCAUGUGAUACAGAAGCCUCCACUGAAGCCGCAUAUUGAGAGCAGAGGCACUCUGCCAAAGCUUGUAGCUUCACAGCAGUAAUUUAAUAUUUGUUUGUCUCUAUUAUUUCAUUCUCCUCCUCUCGUUCUCUGCCUCUCUUGCUUAUGGGGGUUAAGUAACAGUAAGCUUUAUCAGAUUACUGGCUCUGAGGUCUCUUUCAAACCUCUCUUUGCCAUCUUGAUUCUGUGCAGCUGUGCAGACUCUUUAAUCAUACGCUAUCUUUUUUCACCCACCCCUCCCCUCUUCUCCUCCUCCUCCCGUCUUCUCCUCGUCCCUCCUCCCCUAACAUAUGUUAAUUGGCUGCUUUCUGUGACAAAUUACGAGCGCUCGCUUUGAUGAGGUCGGGUUGUGAUGGUGCUGGGAGUGGAGUACGGUGCAACUGCCAGAACCCUCGCCCGGUUCCCCCCUUUAACCACUCCAAAAAGAAAGCGCGGCACCCAGCCGAUGACUAAUGAGAGGCUUGGACUGGGUCUGGCCCGGCUCUGGCCUCGGUGGGGGCCACUCCCCUAAACAGAGGCUGAUCUGUAGGUGCCGUAUGCCACAACACGCCCUCCACAAUCCAUACAACCUUUCUCCUCAUGCACCCCGCCGCCAGCUGUCCUCUGGGAACUGUUAAGCGCAGGAAAGAUUUAAACGUCUUUUUAUGUGGUGUCAUUUUUUUCCAAUUUGGAGAUUGAAGAACUUUUCACUUAAUGUCACUUUCUUGAUUGCAAUCGCUUUCUUCAUGCGAAAACACACCCUGAUUCAAUUCGGGACAAAUCACAUCAGGUCUGGGAUGCGAUGUACACGACUUAUGUAUCAGGUUUACAUUGUGUGCGUGUGUGUAAGUGUGUGUCCUUGUGUGUGUAUGUGGAGAGAAAGUGCCUGGAAACAUUAUACCAGCCUCACUUAAACAAACACUAAGAGUGGAACAAUCUCUGUUUAAUGAUGCGCAGCGUCAACAGGGAAACAACGCUCAACAAUAAUCAGCACAAUCAGCUCGCGGUAACCAGAAAAACAGAAGAGUGAACCUGACAUCAUCCUGGAAGAGAUUUUUAUUCUUUUCAAGUAUCGGAUAGGGUGGUGGGGUGUCAUAUUUUUUGACUCUACCUCCCUUCAAUCUGCCCUGCUCCUGCUGCUGCUUUUCCCCUGCCUCUGUCUCUUCUUCUCUCUUGUCACAAUCCUUCUCUCUCUCUCCCUCUCUCCUUCUUUCGCUUCUCACGAUCUAGGUUACUCGGUUUCCUAGCAGAGCACAGGGACCAGAGAAAGAGAGAGAGAGAGUAGAAAAAAAAAAAAACAGAAGGUCGAAUCUAUGAAGGACAUCCUUGUUGAAGUGUGCAACCUUCUACUUCUGUGCAAAUUACCCACACGCUGUGCACAGACUCAGAGCAGCGCUGUGGCUCUCACUUCAGCUCAGUGAGGCUGCAACCAUGACACAUAAUGCUGCUAGAGUGUCACAAUAACACAGAGGGGCAAUGUCAACUCUUGACCUUAUAUGGGCUUGAUUUCACUUAUAGUUGUAUUAUUUAUUAUAGUUUUAUAUUUGUCCACUCUUCGAAACACGAAGUAAUUUGUCUCUGGUGUGAUUAAAACUGGUGCUUUAUGUUGAAUUUCCACUCUGUAAAUCGUUGUAUUUGGCACAGCAGUUACAGUGUUUUCUUGUUUUGAUCAUAGCCUCAUAAAUAAUCACUUGACGUAAUAGUUUCGGUGUGCGAUUUAAAUUUGCUGAUGGGGAAAGAAAAAGAAAAAUAGUAAAUUCCACCACUUCCCCAUUUUUAGCCGCCCUUCCCAACACUCUGAUUUGAGUUUCCACAAACAGUCCAAAAAAGGAAAUCAAUUUUUACCAUCAGUCAGUAUGCAAAAGAAACGGUGACCCGCGAGCAAGCCCGCAUUUCCAUACCCGCCGAGUGAAAAAGACAUGCGCGCAAAUACAUGCAUGCUGGAAAGAGUGACAAAAUAAAGCUGUGAAGAAAAAAAAAAAAAGGGAAGUACGCCGGCGUCUCGUGGUUGCAUGAGGGGCUAGCCAUGUUAGCAUUAGCCUGCGGGCCUUAAUUGAGGCCAGGAGGGAGCAUUUAAUAAUUGCUGUCAGAAGAUCAAAUUUAAUUCUCCUCUCCUCUUCACAGCCACCACUGCUGUAGGGUAGAGUGAAACAAAUUGUCAUCAGAGAUUCCUAAAUGAACAAAGCUUUUAAUUAGGGUGAUUAGAAUGCUGUGGCAAAGAGAAGGAGUAAAGGGGGGGUGAUGGUGGCGGCGGAGGGGUGUGAUGAAAUCAUCAGCGGAUCGUCUGAACUAUGAUUUCGGGUGUUGAUACGGAGAGCUCGAGGAGGGGACAGGCACACUGAGACUGGAGAGUUUGUAAGUAAGCGUGGCCCUAAGAAACAGUUUCGAACCUCUGACACACACACACACGUACAAACACACACACACAUGAACCGGCCUAACCCUCCCCAACUGGAGAACAUUGCUAACAUCCUGAGACAUUGUCAUACUCGGCAGGGAACAUAAUUGGGUGAAUAUGUCAGUGCUUUGUGCUCUUAGUGACAUGACUCCCGGCUGUUCCUGUGGGGGCUGGGAACACCCAUUGAAGGGUUUUUUAGUGUAAUUCCACAGCAUUUAUAUGCUCCGUUACAUCUUUUUACUUUCUUUUUUGCUUGUUUUCCAGACGUACUGAUAAGCAGCGGCUUCAUUAUCUGUGCAAACAGACGCAUGGAUGAUCACAAAUGUACACGUAUGUGUGUGUGUGUGUUCAUUUUCUGUUCCUGUUGUUACACCUGGGUGCUGCGGUGUGUGGGGCAUCAUGUGAACCCAGACAGUGGUUAACACUCACUGGAAAACAUGACCUGCUGUGGUGGAGCUCGGUGUGUAUGAGUUACAAUAAAUAGAAAGACAGAGAGAAAGAAGUGAAAGAAACUGCGGCGGUAUAGAUAAAGUGAAACUUGAGAGGAGUUAUUUGUGUUUUAACAUUAGACGUGUGUGUCACCACAACCUGCACCACUUCCAUAUCAAAAACCGUUUCAGAACCUCCGUUUUUUUCUGUACCUCACUUCACCUUCAACUCUGUCACCUCUAUUAAGUUGUCUUUUCCUCUCUUUCUUCUUCUUCUUCUUCUCUAUCUUUUCUUUCUACUUGAAUGGGUCCAUUUCCCCUCCCUAUGCUCAAGCCAUGGAAAGACUGUACACACUGAACGGUGAUUCACUCCAGCCUUUUCCGGGGCCUCUCCAAAUUGUGGCUCGCCUUUGCUUCUGCUUUCUUCUUCUCUUCUUCUUCUUUUUCUGAUACCAUUUUUUCCAGCUUGGCACAAAUGUCUGUAUGUGUGUGGGACAUUAGUCAUCGUGGUCCUCUUCGUUUAUUUGUUAUCAUUCAACAAAAACAAAGAUACUGACAACCAACCGGCAAGGAACGCCUAUUUAACCUCGACGGUUGCUCUUCCUCUCUUUUUCCUGUCUGGCUGGCUCUGCCUCUCGUUCACGUGUGCCCCCUCACUCGUCUGCCCGUGGCCUGGCAGCUGUGGCUUUACAGCCCUUGGCCUGCUUUCAAAGAUGGGGGUUGACGCAUUGUGUCAAGUCAUUUUGUCCUUGGGGAAGUCAGCAAUGGGCUAUGGAAAGAUGGCUCUCACCUGUCUGUGUUCUGGCUCUGACGGAUGGCUACCUGUCUCCACUGCGGCUCUGAUGGCUGAAGGCCUCUGUGUGCAGGCGCUGAGUGAGGCGUGCAGCUGCCCAAACGAAGGGCAACGCUGCGUACUUUUCAGUUUCCAUUUGUGGUCUUUCAUUUCUGCCUAGCACCAUCACACCAUCACUGGGAAAACUCUCUAGAAUUAAAGGAAACAAGUCAGUUUAAUUAAAACCAACAAAAAACUUCAUCUUGAUUCAUCACAUUGGUUUUUGCCGCACUAUCAGACAGUGAUCUUCUAUCAUGAUAGGAGUAUUCUUGCAGUGAGGUGAGGCUGCACUCAGACAGGGUCUGCUUUGAAAUUCCUCCAAAGUUGAGCAAAUAUGUUGAAAAUCAUGUGCUAACUGUGAAGAACUUUUAACUCGUCAAUACAGCACAUCUGAGAUUUGGAAAAUUUAGUCUUGGGACAUCUCAUCGAUUUAAAACGCCUCAUUGAUGCUUCUGCCUCUUUUGCCUUUAGGAUUUUCUUCAACCAAUCAGUCAUUUGAAGAAACAUUGUUCAUUUUUAAAAAUUUAAACCCAUUUCAGAGACGGAAACAGGUUAGAAGUGUGGAAAAACUCAUUCGAAUUCAAAAGUAAGGCAAAAUGAGCAAAUAAUCUGCUCAAGAUUUGUGAGAUUUAAAGCAGUGAAUUCUGUUUUUUUAUUAUGUUAUGAAGAAAUAUUUAGAGUCAUUAUAUUUAUCACAAUGAAUGUCCUUUUAAAAAAGUUUAUAACAUAAAACUCCAGGAGGCCAAAGCGUUUGUUUGUAACUUCUGUUUAUUUGUACUUUUUUGUUUGUAAUUUGAUUUUGAUUCCUGGUUUAUGCUCGGUGAACGCAGUAAUUCAGGGAAGGAAGCACCUUUAGCACCUUUAAUUGUCUGUGUGCGCUGAUGUCACAUCCUUCCGCUGAACCGUCUCUGUGAGUGUGUUUCCUGUCUUUCCGUCCCUCUAGACCCCGGGCAGAGAUGUCGGAUUGAAGUAUGAGAGGGGAAACGGUGCUGGCAGACUCUCAUUACACCCAAAAUCAAUUAAGUUUUAAGUUUCAGUCUGAAGUUUUACGUUGAGGAAUUGGUUGAACAUGGGUUGGCAAAUAAAUUGAGAGCUCAUUUCGCGGCACUUGUGCUUCUACUUAUAACAAUAUACUUUGUUCCAUAGUGUCAAUCACACUUAUGAGUGCUGCACAGAGUGUGUGAAAACUGUGCCAACCACAGGCUAUUGGCUCACUUUCCUGCUCAUCAAUAGACAGGUGUCUCAGUUCAAAGGCACACAGAGAUUGAAAAUAGAAUACAUGUGAAACUGUCUCACUAAUGAUCCAACUAAAUCGUGAGCUAAUAGAGAGAGACAGGUGAAGACAUAUCCUCUAACACACACAAAAACACACUCACAGACACACACAGACAGACUGCAGCCCCUUAAAUUCAAGUUUAGCUUACUGGGAGAGAGAAAAAAGAAGGAACACAUUAUGAGAUGAUCCACCACUAUCACUCUAAUCCCCAGAUGUACAUGUUGCUAAUCUCUUUAGCCGCUAACAUGUUAAAUUAGGCCUAAUAUCUGCUGAGAUUCAGAGCCAUAGAGGCCCACCUACGCGUGGGCUACCGCCCAGGUUUAGGUCACUCUUCUCCCCCAGCUCUGGAAAAAGAUACAGACAUUAGAGUGGGGGGGUUGGGGGUGUUGGUGGGGGCUGAGGGAAGUAGCAGUGAUAGCCAUUCGUCACCCUGCCUAUCUCGCUCUGACAGAUGGAGAGUGCGGCGUGCCACAUAGAGGAGUCACUGCCUGUAAUGACAUUAGAGGCACAAUGAGACCUGAUACACGAUUUUUUUUUUUUUUCUGUUCCCAUCCUGCCUGGCCAUCAACUCGCUCCUUUAGCUUGAUCCUUCCCCUCCUUUCAUUCCUGCUGGUACAUCUCCAUCCAUCCUGACAGCAGAUAAAGUGCAGUGUGUUUCCAAAUACAGCACAAACACACACACACACAUACACACGCGCGCGAAAGCACCCGAACACAUCUGCAAUUGAAUCACUGCAUCAAAAACCAAUAGAAGAAACCUCUUAAAAUCAACAAAUCUGAAAGGAAAAAAACUUUCAUGUUCAGGAGGAGGAAAAAAAUCCUCCACAUGACAGACAUGCUGGAGUAAAAAUGGAGCGCUGUGUGUGUAGAGACAUUCAGAUUGUAUUUGGAAAACCAUAUUAAAGCAUGUUUUUGGUCCUCCUCUUGGAGGAAAUGGGAGUUUAUUUAAAAAGAGAGAGCGUUUAUUUAAUGUACCAUACGCCUCCUAAAAGGUUUACCUACUGCACUGUAAUAUGUUAUUUUAAAUCCUCACAGCCACAUUUCCUUGGAGGAUAGGGAAUUCUGGCAUGAUCCUUUUUUUUUUUCAUGGGACACAUGCUAUUACCAAAUGUGUUUCAGAUGUACCAUGAGCUGAGGUGGGGUUUCUUAGAAAAACACGGCCAAUCCUCUCGUGAUAAAUCACCUUCCCCAAUUUGCUCUAACGUGUGUAAAAUUAGGAUUCGAGACUUAAGCAUCAGCAGAUUUCUACACAGGAAUAAAGUUCAAUUUUCCUCCUCGAUUCUCUGAAAGCCGAAACAAUCUGAAAGAUGACUGUGCACAACUUUCGUUCUAGGAACUUCGAGUUUUGUACAUUUCCUCCCUUAACUCACAAACAAACCCCGCAGCUGUCUCUCAAAGUGAUGAAUAAAACCCGAGCAUGAGUCAAGGUAAAGUUCCUCUUUUUUAUAUAUUUUUUUUCCGCCUCCUUGAUUCAAAGAAGUCGUCUUCGGUGUCCUCAAUAACAAAGCCACAUUAACAAGCACCCCACAGACCAUCUAUUAGAAUGUGAAAAAGCGCUGUGUGCUGUAUAUUAGUUUUUAGUGACUAAACACUUGGGAGAGAGGCGACCUAGAAUCAAGCCUUGUGGUGCACUGAGUGUAUAUGUUCUCAUCGUCCUCUCAGCUCCACUUGUGAGACUAAGAGAGAGAGAGAAAGAGAGAGAGCUCAUUAGAUCUGUGUGCUGAAUCGCUGCUCCCUCUCCAUCUCUCCCAUCCUCCCCCAACCUUCAUCCCCCGCUCUCUCUCUCUCUCUCUCUCUCCUCUCUCUCUGUCCGUCCGUCUGCUUAACAGAUGGGAGGGUCGUGGGUACAGCUAUUCCCCUCCCCCUGGAGAGGCCUGGUGCCUGUUCAAAAAGAUCCCUCUUUAUCCUUCACUCAAUUUCCCUCUCUUUUCUCCACAUUUCCUCUCUUCUCCGCUCUUCUUUUUCUUCUCUUUCAUUGUCACCUUUUCCUUACAAGGCGCAGAAGGUUGGGACAGUCAGGAUGUAAAGCGAGCGCAAAGGGGGUGAGCGUUGCCUUUCCGUCUGCUAGGUGCCAGCUCGCCCUCUGACCCUUGCAGUCUCUCGCUCUGGCCUCCUCGCAGUUACCAGGCUGGUGUAAACGCAGGCACACCAUUAGUCAGACUCCACGAGAGGAUAAAGAAACUCUUUUGUGUAUUCUUCCUCUUCCUCAGCUCAUUCCCUCUUCCCCUGCGCCUUACUUAGGGAUUAGCAAAUUGGCUUAAUGUGCGCAAGCUUGUUAGUUCUUUCUUCUGUCGCUCUGUGAUUCUUCUUCUCUGCCUUUUUUCUCUUCCUCACCUUAUUUGCCCUCACAAGGUCAGGUGUCAGUGUCACUUCUCUGUGAAAAAUUCCUGCCUGUGCCGCUCAUCCACGUUCACUCGGCGGCGCUUGUUUCCUCCGUUUCCCUCUGUUUCUUGGCAUCACGAGGCUAAAUUGGAUUGAGUGAUUCAGUGGUAAUCUGUUAAGUUAACCGAUGCUCUUUCCACCAUGAGGGGAAAGAGAGGGAAGGGAGCCCGAUGAGGAGGUGGGCGCUCGGUUCUUAUCCAGUAGCGGCCUGGCACUCAUAUGGGACGGGGGCGGGUGUGAGGACGGAGGGGAACAGUACUUGUGUCUAUGUGUAGGAGGUAGAGGAGGCAACCGUGAGAAGGGAUAGGGAGAAGGUUGGGGGGGUUGGUUUAGGCGGGGAGGCACCGACACGGGGCUAAGCGGCAGCAGAACCUCACCUCAGGGAGCGUUGGCUGGCGCUGGGAGCCAAAAGCGGGGAUUAAAUGUUCAGGACACGGGCUUAGUCUUAGCGCUAACGUUACGUAAGGCCUAAGGUGUUGCCCCAGCGGUUGUUGACAUUGAGAGGUUCAGCUCUGCUCAGCAGGCUGUGGGAGGAAGGAGGAGGAGGAGGAGGAGGUGGAGGCCAGGAGGCAGGGAUCACAGAGGUAACGCCUCCUUGUUUGGAGCGCUGCCCGGGCAGGGAUGUGUUGAGUACAAAGACAGGGAGGGGAUGAUGCUGUCAGCCUGUGAUUGAGGUACGCCGGCUUGAUUGAUAUCCUUGUCUGGCUGUCUUGUGCCAAAGCGCCUCGGUGUUGGCUUGUAAUCCCAGUUUGUCUGACAACAUCCUCCUUUGUUUUCUUCCAGAGGGCAGCGCUUUGUUUUUCUGUCUGUGGAUGGGUGUGUUUGUGCAGAGCAAUGCUAAAAUGUUUUGGAUAGCCUCUUCAGAGCUGCCACAGAGUUAUUUUAGAUCUUGUUGUUAUUAUGAUGGCGCAGUCCGGCUGUUGUCUUAACUGCCAAAUGAUGCAUUUGUGUUUGUAUCUCGUUUCUUCCAUAAGUGGGCGUAUUCCAAACAUCAACUCGGGAAGGUUUUGUCAUGCAUUUCAUCAUUGUCCAAAUUGUAUUGUCUUGUUUUUUUAUUUUUUUUUUAUUUCUGUGAGCGGAAGUUUUUUUUUUUCUUGCAGAAAAAAAUUAUAAUUCAUAUUAUUGUAGAUGGGAUGUUAUUUCUAACUUUCCUAAAGAGAGAAUGCCUGCACAAUGGUUGCUUAGUCCUUAAAUUAAGAUAUACCGAAUUACUGUACUACAACAGUACAGUCAUGUACUACAGCUAAAGGCCUUCGUCUGUCACUAAAUGGCCGCGGUAUCCCUGGAUGUUCCUAACACACGCUUUCAUUAUCAAUGUCCCACUCUCGCACAAAGAGGUCAGGUGCAUAGCAAUGUGCUGCACUCACCUCAGGGGGUUUUCUGCUUUCUUGUGCUUUCUCAUGCAUGUUACUCAAUAAAUACAUGGAUUCAGGUUAGCAGAGAGGAGGAAAAGGAAAAAAGGGGGAGAAAGGAAGCGCAUCACAAUGUGCAUCUACAUGUGCGGGACGGUGCAAAGGAGAGAAAAUGAGAGAGUGAGGAAGAGAGCAAGGGUGUAAGAGAGAAGAGAGAGACUGAUAGAGAGAGAGACUGAGACUGACAUGUCUUUUGGUGAAGCGGUGUCGUCUUCCACAUCAAUGUCUGAUGCUUGUGCUGCCAGGUGCCGGAAAUCUGGUUCAGAAAGGAGAGAAGAGAGAAGAAGGGGAAAGUAGAGAAAAAAAGGCAGGGUAGAUGGAGGAUUUUUUUUUUUUUUUUUAAUGUGACGGCGCUGACAGCUCCCCUGCAUUGCACUGUGCUUAAAUAAUGGGAUGCUCAUUUGCAUAACGAGGGACGUUAUCACCUCUACUGUCAAAAGAAAACACAACAACAGUUCUUCUGCUCCUCCCUGAGAUAGAUUGGGUUGGCCUACUUUAGCACUCUGGAGAGAUGCACUGGAGCUCCGGCUCAGCCAGACUCACACAGGAACACACACACUCACUCAAACACACACACACUGGCAUGCACAUGUGGACACACGUUGAUUCACUCACGCAAAACUUUUUGGAGCACAGGUUUCUUUGUUGCACAUGUGGUCCAGCUCUUCCGCUGCUGGCCUUCAGUUCUUAACAAAAGAGGAGACAAGUGCACUUCUUCUGACACACUCAUCCACAUGCAAUGUCCUCAUCUGGAUGAAGUUCAUGUUGAAAUUGAGUGUGAUUUCUGUCUCUACGAAAAUGUCCUUUCAACGUGUUUCAAAAGAUAGCUCUUGGCCCUUUUCCUGUCUUGUUUUUUGGAUUUGUUUUAAGCAGAACAUGGAAACACUGAGCUCAGUUUUACAUCUGUAUUCCAUCCUGCAACUCACGCCUGCCAUUUUGGAGAUGAGCUCCAGAUAGACUAGAGAAAAAGAGCUGUGUCUGGCACUGCCAGUACUGUCAAUACAGUGCAGUUCGUGGGAAGAAACAAAAUGUAUUUCUCAGUCUGGAGGUAAUGUUACAGUGUCGGUGAUUAGAGCAUUUAAGUUAGCGGCACUUCCAAAACACUGUCAAACUCUCUGUGAACGAAGUGAGAUCCUGACAGCACUGUCUCCUCUCAUAGUCUGUGCUUGGGAAAAAAAAAAUGCAAAAACUGAUUUGCAUGAUAUCGACAGUGAAAAACACAGCGGUUCUCACAACAUUGUUGACAGAUUCUUUGUCUUUCUUCACCCUCCCUUGUGGCUGCCAUGAUGCCACUUUUAUUAUUUUUUUUUCCUCUCAGUAUUUUGCCAUAUUUCAUUUCAUUUAAUGCUCUUCCUCUCCUCCCCCCUCCCCCUUUUUCUUUUUUCUUUCUUACAGGUACGGAUGCUGGAAUCUUUGAGCUGAUUGGAACAAAUAGAAAGCAGAAAAAAAAGACAUAAAGAAAGAGAAGAAGAGUGACAAGAAAGAAGAAAAAGAAGAGGAAGAAGAGGAAAGAGGAGAGUGAAGAAAGCAUAAAGUUCUUAAGAAAGAGGAGAGAAAGAAAAAGACGGGGACGAUGGGGAGGAAAAAGAUUCAGAUCACGCGGAUUAUGGAUGAACGCAACAGACAGGUGAGUCCCUGGGGGAUGGGAGGAUGGAUGAGUGUGAGGGUGGGAAAGAGGAGGGGUGGAGGAGGGAGGAAGGAGAAACACCCUACACCCCACAUAGCCCUGAACAAUGAAGGUCUUCUGGGAGUCUGGGCAAUAAUGUGAGCUGGAUGACAGAGAAGUGUAUGAGGGGAUAUUGCUUUGGGUGGAGGAGUUCCAUUGGUUUAUAACGGCGAGUUUGUUUGUGUGGGCGCACCAGCAAGACUUCUCCAAAAAGGGAUUUGCAUGAGUACAUUUGUAAUCCUCAAAAUAAAGAAAAAAACACUUUCUGCAUAUCACUUCCCGCUCAGAGGGCUGCGGCCUACACACACCACUGUAGCACCCUUCACACACCCAACCUCUCACACCAUGCCACCCAGUUUAGCUCACCAGCAGUGGAAUAUUACCAAGUAGCACAGGAGACGCAGGGUGGGAGAAAACAUAAACAAACAACCAAACAGAGAUGGGAUGGUCUAAAGUGACACAGACACACCAGACCGAGCCAACGGGGCGGAGAUAAAACACUGAAUCAGUAUUUUUCUUGGGCUAAAUCAGUAACAGUAGGGCCGCUGUAGCUUUCCUCUGUGUGGCAAGAGAUACAAUUUUAAACCAGAGAUGCUGCACAUACAUAGUAAUUUACAAAAAUAAAAGAAGUCUUGAAACAACAAACUUUGCACAAUGGAUCCCUUGCAAGCACAAAUUUGAGAUAACAGCUGGCAUUACUUGAAAGAGACAAGACGAAUCAUGGAAGUUGUGAUUUGAAGAGACAGCCCCGUCUGUGGUAGGAGACACCGCUCCCUCGCUGCCCCCGAGGCCUGCAAUUGAUCACUUCCUGUGGCACGACUGGCCACUGACGAUUUGUCAGCUUCCUGGCAGCCCAAUUGGAUCCAUACGCUGCUAACGUGGCCCCUGGAUCACAGGUCAAACACGCACACAGGCGCAGAUCUUGUCUAAAAAACAGCCAUUUCUUUCUACAAUGAGAUCCUCACAACCAUUUCUUAUUGAGAAAAGUGACACUCAGAGGCAUGUGGAGUCAGAUUGGUUAGUAAUGGAGGAGUAAUUGAAGCGGAUUGUAACUUCUAUCAUGACUCAUCUUAUGGGUGCAAUCUGAGUUAUAAAGGGAAAGUUAAAAUCUUAGUACAAGUAAGGAACUCCUGGUAUUAUCCUAAUGCUUAGCGCACAGACUCCCUGACAACUUCAAAUUAGCUCGGAACUUAUGGUAAUUUGAGAUUAUCUUGCAGGUGGUUGAACGCUACAGAUAAGCUAGGGUGACCAUACGUCCUCUUGUGCCCAGACUUGUCCUCUUCUUUGGGGGCAGUCCAGCCUUGUCGUGGGGAGUUUAUAAAAUCCUUGUGGAGUAGUUAUCGUCAAUUGAUAGUUAUCGCGGUGAACUGCUCAAUACAUUGUGAUACUGAUUUGAAGCCAUAUCGCCCAGCCCUAGUUGCCAGUCUGUAUUGGGAGCCAUAGCUACUACUUAUCCAGGUAUUUCAUGUAAAUGCAACAGUAAACCAGCUACAGAACCUAACGCAAAGGCAGCUCUAUAAGUUUACUGCUGUGUUGCUUACUGGCCCUUUAAAUCUCACACUCACCAUCAGUCUUAUUAUGUUUGCGCACCGUCUUGAAAUGCCAUUACAAAUUGCCCUUAUUCUGCAAGACCACACUUGGAUUGCAGAUAAGUUAUAAGGACUGCAGAGUGAUACUAGAUACAAGGAAGACUGAGCAAAACCAGGUGGAGGUCUCUCCCUGUCUCUACCUAUGUUCUCUGUAGCCUUAUUUAUGUGUCUGAUAUUUGAAAAGAGACAGGCCAACAAAGGAAGAGCAAGGAGGAGGUCACAGAGUUUUACAUGAGGAGUGUAGCUAUCAUGUUGCAGCAGCACCCACACUUCCUCCUUACUGUUAUCUCAGCCCUUCUCUCUCAUCCCACCUUAGCCUGGGCCCGCCAGUCGCACCAGGCACUCCGGCUCCUGCGGAUAAGGAGGGAAAGAGGGAGACAGGAAGGACACCUGAGGGGAAUCGAUGCCUGAGAUAUCCGGGCUUUACUUACAGAGAGAGGGAGAGGAGGAGGAGGAGGAGGAGGGAGGCGAGGCGAAGAGAGGGAGUAGAAAAAGGGUUCAGGGAAGGAAAAAUCAAUAUAUCACUGGAUUGGGUUGUUUUGAUCUCUUAAAUGAAAGAUUACUUUUCUUGCUGUUUGUUUAAGUCAAACAGCGGUUCCUGCUGGAAUGAUGUCAUCCAGUCAUGUGGAAAACACCACAUGCACAAAGACGGUGUGGUACCAAGUGUCAUUCAACCUUAGACACAAAUAAAUGACAUCACUGCAUUUCGUGUUGGCUAACAUCACAAGACACGCAAAAAAUUUAAAUAUUAUUUUUAAAAAGGAAAAAAAAAAACGGUCUAGAAAAAGGGAAGCUUUUGAUUUGCAUAUUUUCACUUCCUUUUUGAGGAAAUGUCCCGAAUACAAACCACAGCAACUUGUAUUUCACCCUCAAAUUCUUUACAUACUUGUACUUUUCAAACAUCUUCUUAAAGCCCCUUUUUAUGGUCUUCCACAUUAAACAGAAAAAUACUCCAACAACAUGUAUAGUGAAGAAAAAUAGGAUAAUAUAAAUAUCUUGGAGCUCAUAAUGUUGUAUUAAACAGGGUGGCACAAGACCUCUUUCAGUCCAAAAUAACUACAUAAACCAAACAUAACAUUUCCCCUGAUGUGCACAUUUCUACACAACCCUCAUAUUGCAGUUGUCUUUGGAGUGGCACCACUCUGUGUAGCUGUCAACGCUACCUUGCCACCUACGGGGCUGCACUGCCCACCGUGCAGCAGCAGCAGUCUCGCAAUGGGCACAGGGCCUGGCUCUCUCUGGGCGGCCACUUUGGGCUGCCACCCCCAGGCCCCGAAACACUUCCCGAGAGCAGAGGCAGAAGGGCCAGGCCUCCCUGGCGUUGACUGGCUGCCCGGAGCUCUGGACAGUGGGCAGCAGUGUGUGAGCCCUGGCUCCAAGCCCCCCGACCACUCAGACCCUCUCCCAGCCUCGGGCACAUGAAAGGGCCUCCUGUGCCAUAAACUCAUAAGCUACACACACACAACGCACUCAUGCUGCCGCUUGCACACACGCAAACACCUACAGUGCGAGGUACACGCACAGGUGAGUGUGUAUAGCUUUGAGACAUAGCAGAUUACACACUCAGGCACACGCUUAGAUGGUGUAUUUGGUGUCUUGUUUGUGCAGCGUGGACAAAUGCAUACUUGUAAACAUGUGUACACAUUUAAAACACAUCUAUCUCUCAGGAGUCAGUCCUGGAGAUCGACUAAUUUACUGCAAUUGGCUCUAAUUAGUGUAACCUCUCCAGCCAGUACACUCACUGUGGGCUUAAUUUAGGAUGACUUGUUUGUGCAGUUCGGUGUUGAAGUGUCUGUGUGCGUGCUUGUGUGAAAUGUGCUGUCCAAGGGGGAGGGAGACCAGAGGCCAAAGGUUAAACAUGGAGAGGGUCAUCAGCGGCAGGAAGUCAAAACACAAAUCUUGAAAGUCGCACAAACAAAAUCACAGCAGCGCGGACUUUGCCGGAAGAAGAUAAAAAACCUAGUUUAUAUGUCGUCGCCGUGUGCGCGCCACCUCACUUCCCAGUAAAUGCAAACUGCAGCGCCGCCACCGCUAAAAUAAAGGGGUCUUUUUGUUUCAGCGACAAAGCAUUCUUCUCUCCAAUCAACAGCACUGGGGUGAGAAAAUGUGCGAGUGAAAUUAACAGCAGGAAAAUAAUGAGGCCCACAGGGUCGCUACUCACCCCUGCACCCCUCCUCUAAUUCCCUGUUUCCCACCUUCUACUAUCUCCUUCUCUUACCACAGCGAGUGGCGCUCCUCUCUGUCAUCUGUUCAGCCGCGAGACCUCACCUGGAAAAUGGCUCACUAAGCUCUCACCUUCUCUCUGCGGCGUCUUCCUUCUUUUUUACUCUCUUUUUCUUAUUCUUUGUUUCAUUUCUCCUUCACAUGUUCUUCACAUGCUGUGCUCAGCCGCCUCACCUCACUCUCUUAUCUUUAUCCUCUCAUCCCCCUCAAGCUCUCAUCAUAUUUAAAACACUUUUGGAAAAUCACGCAUUAUGUAAACAUCAUCGAGUGUAAAAAGUCUGUUUAGGUAGGGAGGCAAUUAUCAGUGUUUUAUUAAUUUUUGCUUUUAACAAUUAGAGUAUUUGACUCACAGUUUGCAGCUUGUUUACAUCUUUUCUGCCUAACUAAGUUGUAUAAAAAAAGCGUUAAAUUAAGUCUUCCUGUUGCAGAAAUCCGCGAAACACUGAGAUGUGAUGUGUCAAAAACAGAGAAAUACUUUGCACUGGCAUGCUCUUGCAGUUUUUCUUGAAGUGAAUGAUAAAAAAGUGACAACAAUUGGUUUUUAGCGCUGCAACAAACACAAACUUACAUCUAAAAAAAUGGAUUUUUCCUUCACUGUUGCAUUUUUUCUGCAGGAGCGUGCAGAGGAGAGUCAGACCAGUUAUUACAGUGUUGUCUUGAAACAUAAUUACAAGCCUCAGGAAGAAGAACAAUAAAAAGUGGCAUGUAUUUUAAGACUCCAAACACUAAAAUUGUCAUAAUUAAGACACGGAUCAAUCAGUUCUCCAGGUUAGAGUUUGACUGAAAGCAGAUUUUCUGGAUUGAGACACUGAAUGAUGAAAUGUUUGGAGUCUGCGGCCUUCUGUUUCUUACUGUAUAAUGAAGGCUCACUGGAGAGGGAUGAUAAGUGGGGUUUUUGAGAAGAGAGAAGAGCAUAGCAUAAAUUAGAGGUGGGACAAAGCUUCUUUUGUGGUAAUGCCCCUCUUAACAGCUUCUUUUGGCUGUGAGGCAGAGUUCAGGACUAGGUCUUUGGCUCGUCUUUUGCGUAAGUCUGUAUCUUCCUGCUCGGCCUCCUGACAAUGGGAGAAGUGUUUGUCUCAAGACCAAUCGUCCUGCUCGAUAUCUGAUCGACUUCUACGUACGAGUGUCUCUGCAUGGCCUUGUUUGGCUUGCUAACCAGCAGUCUUUUGGUGUCUGUCUCCCCUCUCCUCCUCCUCCUCCUCCACCACCUCCUCCUCCUCCCCCAGGGAAGCAGGCAGGAGGUGGGAAGCAGAAGCGAAGCCAUUGUGAAGGGGAAGCCACUGGCCUCUUCCUGUUAUGAGAGGAAAUGCAUACAAAUGUGCUUCCUGUACGUCCGCCCCCUCUUCUCCCCCCUCUCCUCUCUCCCCCUCCUUCUCUCCCUUCUUACUCGUGUCACAGAAAAGCAACAACUAACUUUUCCUCCCUUUUUUUUUGUCCUCCCCCACUGUUUGGCCUUUUUUUUUUUAGCAGAGGAAAUGUAACUGAUUAUUUAGUUUGAGUGAAAAGCAAACACAUGAUGUGAUUGUGACAUAGUGUGUUUACAGGGGUGUGCGUCUGAAUGUGUUUGUGUGUCAUGUGUCUGAAUCUCUCCUGGGAUUGGUCUGUGGUGAAGGACAGAGGUGAAUGAACAAGGGUUGUGAGUCUACAGUGUACCGUUAUGACGUGGGUGCUCAUUAUGAGUGAAACUCAACUAGUCUGUGAGUGUGUACAGUAGAAGUAGAUAUGGUGAGAUUUAAGGGUAUAUUAAUUUUUUGUUUCUUGUCAUUUUAAGAUCCACCCAGCCUACUUUGUCCCUAAAACAGACAUACAGAUAAGUGUUGAUGAAAUAAUCCUAUUUUUUUUUUAACUUUUUUUUUAAUCAGAUCUUAAACAACUUCAGGCCUGGCCAUAAAAAAAAGAUCAUUUAUAUGAUAAGAUAUGUGGCAACAUAGUCUAAAACGUAUCCAUACCUCAUCAUUGUGUAUAUGACAUGGUUUAAUCCAAUUUAAAGUGCUCCAUCGCCUGCACUAUCCAAGAGAUUAAUUGUACAAACUUUGUCCGAGGUGCAGCUAUGCACCUGCCACAAUAGGACAUAUGUUUUGGUCAUGCACAUCCCUCAACGACAAUGUAUUUUCCAAACUUUGUGGUCAGACUAUAACACCUGACUAUCGCACAGCCAUUAUCGGCGUAAUAUGUCCAGGCUGCAGUGUCUCAAGUCUCUACUUGCACGCAGACUCAUACUCUUUAAUUGGAAAGCGAACUCAGACCCUUCAUUUCUACAGCGGUUGAGGGAUGUUCUAUCAUUUAUACCUUUAGAGAAACUAAGAUACAAAAUAUGUAAAGCCCACAGAAACUUCACCCUUACCUAGAGUCCCUUUAUAGAGUUUGUAGAAGGUUUUCCAUUUCAGUGAUACAUCUUAAGUUCUAUUGGAGAGUUACGACCAUUUUAAAACAUGCUCAAAACAUCAAUUUCCUGAACAUAGGAGGAGAGGUCACUUUCUGACUAUUUUGUCUUUUUGUUUUUGUAUUUUUCUGUUUUAGUUCUUGGGGGAGGGGGAUUUAUGUUUGGAAGUGGUAUGUCUAUUAAUAGAAAAAUGCAAAAUAAAGUCUUAAAAAUUGAUCAUUUUUUACCCUUUUUAUGCUAGCUCUUGUGUCACUGUUAUUUUUUAUGGUAAAAAAGCAUUGCAAACUUAGGUAGGUUUAAAAUAUGAUGACUGAACUUCCUCAUGAUUUUAUUUAGUGUGGAUUAAGAGUCAAAAGUUAGGGUUAUAGUGAGGCGUGUGGUCUCAGUGAAAAUUUCCCCACAAAAUUUCCCUCUGCGUGUGUGCAAAAGUUUUGCGUGUGUGUGUGUGUUUGUGUGUUUGUGCAUAUGAAGAUAGGCUUCACACUCUGGUUACCCAUUCACUGUGAAAAGACACUGUUAGCUUCACACUCACACUCUUACACUGGUCUCUUUUUCACCAGUACACAUGGUCGCAAAUGUGCUGCAAUGUCACGCUCUUUGUUAUUAACAUAGUGGCGUGUCUAACAGCACCCACUGACCGAGGAAACAAAGAUUACACCCACACUGACAUACGGGCGAUUUAGAGUGGGGCUUUUUUCGGUUUAACAACAUGGACAGAGGGCUCAUUAAUUCAAAGGAAAAGCUGUUCAGCUCGAUACAAAGGCUGUUCACUAGUCGCAGAAUCAUAAUUGUAAGAAGAUUUAAAGUACAAACAAACUUCCACAAUAGAAUCACCAGUUCUUCUACUAACAGAGUCUGUUUUGGGCUUGCACAAGAAAGGCCAGCGGUGAUAUCAUCAGCCUCCAAGGGUCACAUGACAGCAUCAUGUGAGGCCAUGAAGUCACAACAGAGUUCUUCAAGAGGAGAAAUGAAACACAACAUAAAAAUUACACAGAUGAGACACGGUGCAAAUUAGCACAUCCCACUUGAUGUUUGCACCAGUAUUAACGAAGACAGCCAACUGUCUUUUAACAAUGUGUGUGUGUGUGUGAGAGCGUGUGUGUUUGUUCAGGCAAACAUGCUCUGUAUGUGAGCCUGUAUAUUUCUGGAUGUAUGAGCAUGGCGUUAGUAAUAUAUGUGAUUUGGAGGUAGCAGGUUGUAAGUGUCAGAUUGAGAUGUGGGGGUGCGCUGGUGCGAUAUUUAUGUAGGUGUUAUUGUUUGGUCAGUUAAGGCUUUUCAUAAUCACACACUUUUUCUCUUCCUGUGGUGUUGUUAAAGUCAGUCUACGUGUGAAUUAUAAUAUGUGAAAAACGCACGCUAGGUUCCUCAUUUGAAGUGUGAGGCUCGGGAAAAAGUUUGACUGGAUUCGUUUUACAUGUUGAAAUAAGACGCACCAAAUGUCAGAAGUUGAAGCUACUUGUUAGUUACGAGAUUUUUGUUUUUAGGUGUGAAAUGUUUGGGACUGAUUCACUCAUAUAUUAGUGAUUCAAGCUAAUAUAUCAGUGGACCUCCCUGCCUUUGAAAGCAGCAGUCCAGAGACCUGAGGGACUGUAUGUACCACCUCUUGAAACAUUAAUGGCCCCAGCAGAGUGAGUGCCCAAGUGAGUGGCUGAUAACAGAGCCUGUGUCCUGUGUUUGCCCCCUACAGUAUGCCUCCAAACACCAAGGGAAGACAACACUCUCCAUGUCCUGAUCCUGGAUAGUCUGCUCUGACCUUAAGUCCUACUGCGCUGACUUUGUCUUGCCUUGCUCGUCUACGAUUUUGUAAUUGCUCCAUGUAAACACAGGUUUCAGAUUGGGACGCUCGAGUGGGUUGGAUAUGACAAUUAAUCUUAUUGUCACACGGUACCUCUUGAUCUUAAACUUUUGGACUGAGACUUGUUUUUCACAUCUCGGUAUGACUGUGUAAAUGUCAGCAUGGUAUUUAGAGCCCAGGGGAGCUUUUUUCUUUUUUUUUCCUCCGAACGUCGUCGGCGAAUCAGAUUAGUGUUUGUGCCGCAAACUGACGUCGCAAACGCCGGUAUAUAAAGAGUCGGAAUAACGCCUCUCCUGUUUCAGCCUCUGUUGUCUGACACAUGGCUCUGCUUGACGUGGUGUCGUCACUGGAAAACUUUUUAGAUGGAGGAGUGGGUCCAAGAUCCUACAGUUCAUGUAGGGAGAGAGAGGGUGGAGAAAGAGGGAUGGUUUGAUAUUCAGUUUCUCUUGUGCAUCUUGGGAGAUAUGAUUUCAGGAAAUCCAAAACUAUCUAUCAAUAGUCAUUCAAUCCCUCUCCUCUUUCAAACCUGGGAGUUGUGAAGAGAAAACGUGAAGGGCAAUGCAUGAUAGAUUUUUGCUACAAAUCUAUUCAUACAAUACCUGAAUCGACCACACAGAGUGAUCUCUUUGGAAAGGGGUUUUAUACCCUGCAGUUAGAGCCUUUAUUGUUGUAUUCAGAGCAUGUUUAACCGAGUGUUGGGCGGUUUUCAUUCUGUAUUUUUUGGCCCACUUAAGUGUCAGAAGAGACUAGACAAACAUGCAGUUAAUCAACAAACUGUGAUCAUUAGCUACCAGCUGGGUGCGGAUCUGGCAGUAUCUCUCCUCUGUAAAAAAGAAGCUUUGUCAAUACAGAUCUCCCAUGUAAAUAAAACACACAGUCACAGAAGAAAAUAAAAGAAAGUUCAAUAUUAAAACAAGAGAGAGAGAGAGAGAGCAGCAUAGCUCAGUGAACAAGGCUGGCAGUGGCACAUCAUUUUUUUUUCUCUUCCCCCCAUAGAGCCGAGGAGCUUACACACAUGGUUUGGAAAGAAAGCAGGUGCAGCUCACUGGAAUUAACUCACUUUCACUGCUCUAGUUUUGAUCCAAACAAUGGAGAAACAGAGGCUGUUCUAUUUUGACAAUGUGGCCACCUGUAUGCGUGUUUUAUUAAAGGUCCCUGUCUUGGGCCUUUCACACACGUAUGCACGUACACACGGCCACAAACUGAGGGGAAAAAAAAAAAGAGGCCCCAUUGGAGAGAACAAUAUUUGUGGUUUAAUGUGAGUGCAUAGUCACUAUUUUACUGCUCACAAAUAGCUUCAAGCACAGUCUGGGAACCCAUCCGUUAUUUAUAUCAAUGGCCUCUUAUUCACUAUGAGAGGUGGUUAAUUGGGCAACACAACAAGUGAACAAUGUGUGUUGAUGUCUGUGUGAGAAAAUGGUUGCCUCAGCUUCUUUUAGAGUAAGUUACAGGUCUGUUUCUCUAGUUUAAAAGCCGGAAAUAGAACGAGCGCGCAGACAGUUCAUAUGAAAGAGACCAUUUAAUGCAACAUUUGUUCCAUGAUGAACCUCUGUGCUCUUUGAUGUACGAGCAAUAACUGAUCUCCCUUACCGUUAUCUGUCUCAGACACAGUGUUUUCAGUUCCUUAAAUGCACGGCCAGCUUCUUUUUUUUCUUUUUUCCUGGUAGGGUUCAUGGACUGAAACAGUCAGGGGUUUUGAACCAGCAACAUGCUUUAUUUAUGUUUUAAUCUGCGUCCCUUAGAGUAAAUAGUUUUAAACUUUAACAUAGCCUCAGUGUUACAAAAGAGUUUUCUUGGUUGGUUUGAUUUGCUCUUAAAUCUCUUCCCUGUUUCUCUCACCCCUGCUAAUCCUUUUUCCUCCCAUGUCUCUUCUUUUAUUCUCAGGUGACAUUUACAAAGCGAAAGUUUGGCCUGAUGAAGAAAGCAUAUGAGCUGAGUGUGCUGUGUGACUGUGAGAUCGCCCUGAUCAUCUUCAACAGCACCAACAAGCUGUUCCAGUACGCCAGCACAGAUAUGGACAAGGUCCUGCUUAAAUACACCGAGUACAACGAGCCCCACGAGAGCAGGACCAACUCCGAUAUCGUGGAGGUGAGUUACAAGAAAAACGCAGACGGUGCACACCACUCUGACACAUGCGCUGAUUCUCGUAUGCUCAUGCAAACACACUGAAACACACACAGACAGAUGGUUACAGUGAUUGAGUCAUUCAGCAACCUUUACUUCUCUCUUUUAGUCUUCACACCUACCACAGUGUAAGAAAUAAUUGCUCCCAUAGUUUGUCUGUCUCCCCCAGGGGUUCAGUCCCAUAUCAGUUGCUUUAAAAAAAAAAGGCUCAUAUUCUUAUCUUAAUUUAGUCAGGUUUGUUUUUUUAAACGCUUCCUUAUGUGUUGUGUAUUUCUUCACAUAAAAGCAGCAGCUCAUCAUUGAUCUGGCCCUCUCAGACUCUCCCCUGUGGCGUGUAAUCAGCAGUCCCCCCUCCCCUGGCGUCUUGUCACCAUUGAUACGCCUCAUCGACGAGGAUGUUGCGCUGACUUGAUUUGGACAAAUGUCACCUGUGUGGCUCAAGGCGACGUUAAACAGUGCCGUCAGGGCAGCCAGUAGGCAGGUAGAUAAAGCAGGAAAUGACGCUGGCACCCUCCGGGAUCCUUAAGCUCUCAACAUGAACCUGUUAUGCAACAAUCACACUGCGGCUCUGACAAACCUGGUGGGCCAAACACACACAGGCGAUGCAUUCAUGCAGAGUUUAUCCCUUUUCUCCCGCGCGCUCACAUUUACACUCGCACCACGCUUGAUUAAACUGCACCUGUCCCACAAAGUAACGAUGAAUAAAUCAGAUUUUUCUACUGCCUGAAAAUGUCACAUACAGUUUGCUGUGUAUUCAAGAUUCUUUAGCUGUUGCAUGGACACUUUAACUGUUUGAUAAAUGUUCAUUAUCAUAUUUAAGAGGAAACUCACAUUUAAACUUCAUUCUCUGUUAACAUUGAAUAUUGAGUUUUAUUAUCAAUCUGUUUAGUCCCACAAAUUUGACUACAACUGGAACAAUGAGUAGAUUUUUGCAGUACAUAUGACUGAAACAAUAGAAAAAGUCUGUAUUUUCGCCACUGUAUGUCUUGCAUUUUUAAUUUAACAGGCACCUGCUAGAAUCAUAAUGUUAAUUCUUCUUCUUGGACCUAUUUUAUGCACAAAACUGUACCGCCGUCAUUGUUCAGAUGGGUUAGAUGUAUUGCACACCCUUUAACAACAUGCACCUAGCAGGCUGGCCAGUCUGAACACAGCAUGGGAUGUGUUUUAUCUCUUCAUAUGGGUGUUGCUGGGCUUCUUGCCCGCCUGUGGAUGGGCAGGCCCACAGGGAACACUCCUGCCUUUCCAGAUGGCGCUCUGCACCUGACUGCAAACCUUUUAGAUUUACACAUUACACAUAUCAAUUGUCCGAGCCUUUUGGAAGAGGUUUUACCUUACAUUAUCCCCACACUUUAAAUAAUUGCCCCAUCCAUCUGAAUACGUUUGCAGGUUAAAAAUACAGCGUAAAUAAAUGCGCACUAACGUAUCGGGAACUUAAGAGCGGUUUGCUGUUGUCAUUAUUGCUUUUGUUCCAUCAUCGCUUCCAUUUGUAGUCAAAUAUGUAGUGUGUUAAUGUAGCGCAUAAAUCAGGAGACACCAAAACUCGAUAUACGACUGACCUUAAUGAUGAAAGCGAAGAGCGCGGUCUGAGUGCACAAACUCGGACAGUGAGUACAGGUACAAAUAUAUCAACUAGACAUGGCCUAACUCUUUAUGCACUGUAUGUGAUGCUCUUAUUACCUCACAAUAAUUCAGAUUAUUGAACCUUUUUUCUUUAAAUUAUUUACAUGGAGCUGAAUGUAAGAUUUAACUUUUUAAACUUAGAUUAAUUUCUGAACCAUUUCUGCCAUAAUUAUGCAUUCAAUAAGCAGUAAAGCUGUUUACAUCUGAGCAGUUUUUUUCCUUCAAAGCUCAGUUGGAGCGUUGUCAUAAAUCAACAUGAAUUGUCACAGUUGGUGCAAAAUUAAUCAUAUCCAUGUAUAUCAGAAGGGAUAGAAAAUAAUCCCCUCUGCAUUACGCAAUUUACACUAACCCAUUUUGCAUCCACUUAUAUCCCUACUCUUGGUAUAAGCACUUAUAUUUGUAAUGCAGUGAGCCCUUCAGCUUCUGUAUAGUCAGUGUAUUAGCCUGCCCCAGCUCAACCCAUGAAGAGAGCUGUCACAUGUUCCAGCAAGUGCCUGUGACGAGAGCUCCCGCUUUGAAGCUCUCUCUUUAACUGUGUCUCCAUUAGUGAGCAGAGGAUGGCUAACGUGUAAACAGCCAUGUCAGGGGAGGACGCUAAAGAGCCUAGUGGGGGGAGCGCGAUGUGGAGCUCUACCUACACUGUGAUCCCUGGAGUACUCUGAGCGACUCACAGCGGGAGAAAUCGAUCUGAAGAGGCCUUCAGCCUUAGCUGCUGUGUGCUAACGGGAUUGGCCACAGGGCCGACACUAGCACGUUUCCAACGGGUCGGGAGGAGGGUGAAAUGGGGGGUGGGGAAUAGGGGGGCCUGGAUCUCUCCCGCAGAGUCUUAUGUGCCGCUGCUAGGCUACGUCACAGGUGCAGGAGCGUGGGUGGGUUGUUGAGUUUAGGGGGUGCAGGAGCAAAGCGGACUUCCUGUUGAGAAGGCAGGAGGGUGGGGAUGAGGUCAAGAUUAAGAAGAACAGAUGGAUUGGGGGGGGAGCAGAAUUUCAAAGUUACUCCUCUGAAAGAACGAUAAGACCUUUAACUCGACAUUUGAUCUGAUGUAGUUAAUUUCAAAUUGAAGAAAGCUCUGGUUUUUAGAAGUACACAAACUGCCUUCAUCUCUCUCCCUGUGUUGCUGCGGUGCCUGAAGGUGUAGUGGGAGGAGAGGCAGAGGUAGGGGAGCGGAGCUCACAGUGUGGGCGGCUGGCAUAGAGGCCUGCUACAUUAGCAAUAAAGCUCUAUGUAAUUAGCAUGUCUUUGGUUGAUAAUUAGCGUUGUUGAGAGAGUGGCACUGAGAGUGUUGCACAGCCUCUCUAGCUACAGCAUGUUUACAAGAAGCUGCAGGGCUUUUUUCCCCCCUCUCUCUUUCUUUCUCUUUAACUCUCUUCUGUUUCUUCAUCCUUUAUCCUUUUUAUUUUUCAUUGAACACGCAUAAUCUUUAAGUUUUUCUUUGCAUUGUGUUGAAUCUAGGUAAGGGUCAAUGGUGUAAGUAUACAGUGAGAGACAGAAAUAUGCGCGGAAAGGAGAAAGAAAGCAGAAAGAAGAGCAGAGAAGAAGGUCUCGAUGACUCAGUUGAAAAUAGUCUCAGCUGGGAAUGACACUUCCACAAAUAUCUGUAAAACCAAAAGACCAAGAAAGGAAAGCCAACACUUAUCAGAGAAUCAGUUGUAAAACAAAAGGAGCAUAGCUAACCCAAGUUAUUAUUGUCACAAUAACAAUGCGUGACACCGAGAAACCCGUAAUAAUGACAUAAAUAUGAGAAAAAAUAAAACAAAAGACACUUUGAAUCAAACUGAGGGCCAUGCUUUCAACGCAGAGGACAUCUAAACUCACUGAGACUACCUCAGGAGACUUUCAUAGAAGAUGUAUACAGUAUCAUCAGCUGUUUAACAAGUGAGGCAGUCCACAUAAUUAAUACUAAUUGUUUAAAAAGAUAUCCGAGCCCAUCCAGGCAGAGGCAGACCCUCCAUCGCUGGAUGUCUGAGCUGUGUCAUCCUGGCAGGUCUACAGUACACUCCGAGUCUGGCUCCAGAUAAAACAGUCCAACACGCAGAUAGAUUUCCUAUACUUGAUAUCUGCCAGGUCAGUUUCCUGGACAUGUGAACAGCAUUAGAAGCCAUGUUGGGAAAUGACAAGAGAAAAGAUCCAUCUCUUCCUUUUCUUUCCUCUCUCUCUUUUUUAGUCCUGCAGAAGAACAAUCACUCCGAGUUCUUAUUGGUGAUUUAUUAUACCAGUGUGGGGGUUGUUAAUUGCAAUAGCACAUGAAAGAGUCCUUUCUUUCACCCCCCCUCUUCUCCCCCCCUCCCUCCCCAUGAUUGCAGAACAAGCCCAAAAACCUAAGCAGCGUUGGCUGGUUCUGGCUGUGAUUGAAUGGCCCCCAAAUCCAACAACACUCUUGGGCUGUGCCAAAUCCCUGUUCCACAAUAUAUUUGUUUUCCCCUCAUUGAAACAAAGAACACAGGUUUGUGAAACAACUAAAGGGAUAGUGAGGGAGCUGUGAUAGGGAGCUAUAUCCCCUAAAUGCUUGCAAAUACCCCAACAGAAGGAGGGAGAGAUGCUUUUAUAUUCACAUGUUCUGCUUGUGCAGUUACAGUAGGAACUAUUUUGCAUAUACGCGCUCACAUAAAAGGUGUUUCUGGCUUUAGUAAGUGUUUCCGCCCUGCAUGGGUGUAUGCGUGUGUAUAGACUGGUGACAAUUGGCUUGAACCCCGCAGAGCUGACGGCAUUGUGAUGACCUCAGCCAGCACAGCACACGCCGAUGCCAUUGGCUGAAGUAUCACAUGGAACAGCACAUGGCUCCUGGUACUGAGCUGACCUGCCUGCCUGCUCGCAUACCUGCCUGCCAGAGGAAAGGCCGUUAGCCAAUCCCAUUUCCAGCAGAUUAACCUAAUCUGAAAGUUCAGCUCACCCUGUAAUCUUAAACAGCAGCAGCGGGGGAUCCGCCUCCCCACCUUUUCUUCAUCUGAUUUCUUUCCUCCUUUCUCUCUCCCUCGGUCCUCACCCAAAAGUAUUAUUGAAUAAGAGAGUGGGGGAGUUAGGGGAGAGACAGAGGGAUGGAUGAGUGCAAGACGAGAAGAGAAGGAGGGAGGGAGGGAGGGAGGGAAAGAGGGAUGGAGAGGGAGGAAGGCUGGUAAUUAUUUCCAAAGGUCAUUCUGUUAAUGACUACCCGCUUGGCUAAUGAGAUUCAGCAAAGCUCCCUCACCAUGUUUCACCCUGUGUAUGUUUCACCCGUGUGCCGAGAUGUGUGAGAAGCACAGGUGUGAUUUCAGCCCAGUGACAGUCCACUGGGUGGUAAGAGGGAGGGGAAGUAGAGGAGGUGGGAGAAGAUAGGUGGAAAUGAAGAAAUGUUAAAAGAAAGUAAAUUGAGCAGGUAUGUCUUAGAGAUAGCAAAAAGGGGAAAAAAAAAACGGGUAAAGUAGCAGCUUUGCAAAACAUUUCAGAGAAUUUUCCACAGAUUUUAAUCACGACAGAGUCGGAUUUGUUUGAUUUUUAGGACCAUUUACCUUAAAAAAGUCCCUUCUUUAUUAAUUCAACCACAUCUUUCUGAUUUCUCAUAGUCAACAGGACAUGUGAUCCCCUCUCUGAAGUGCCAGUGUGCUCAUGUUCUGCCUCACUCUUGUGAAAAUAUUUUCCAGCAUGUGUGCUAUUCUGUGUGCUUAUUUGGUUUCUAAACAGCAUGGAGAACAUUAGCCUUAAGGAGUUUUCUGUGCUGAUCAGCUCACUGAAUGACUUCUUCUCAUGGCUCUCAAAUACUGUAUAAUUACUCCGGCUUGAAUGCCUUCGCUAAUUUCUCCUCUGCGACUUCAACAUCUUGUCAGCAUCCAAGAGAAAUAACAGAGUGGUAUCGUAUCUCCUGUCUUACACAUGUCCGCGGUGAUUUCGAGUGGGCUCGCUUGGAGGGUUUUGAGAGUAGGGUACAUGUGGUGCAACAUGGGACAGAGGUAAAGGGGUGGGGCUGUCACAGCAAUCUCAGUGCUUCAGUGUUUACUAGUGGCCAAGAGAUUGGCUUGUUUUUCCUGGUGAGCUGAGGAUUAAAGUGCGAAGCUGCUUUGACUUGCUAAGUAAAUUAACCCUGUGACAUUGGCAAGGUAAGCGUGCAGUAAGUUGAUAAAACAAAGACUUUGAUGAAGGACUGGAAACAUGCAGCAGCACAUCUUAAAAAUACAAAAGUUGGAGUAGAAAGAUGUUAAAAGCUGGCGUGGAAUCGACUAAAUACAAAGAUUAAAAAAACAAAAUCGUAUAGUUUUCUCUUAAGGUCAGAGGUUGGUUGAAAUUAAGCAAACGACCACUUGUUGUAUGAAUAUCUAAGUGUACUUAAUCCCACCUAAAGAGGCAUUCCUGUGUCCUCCUACUUUCCCUGCCCGUUCCCUCUCUUUGGUUUGCAUUCAAAACUUACAGUGUUUUUAUUCAAACGCAUAGAAAAAGGGCGGUAAGACAAAGUGCUGACGGUAGAAAUACUUAUCCGUGUUUUUCUCUGUAUGUACCCGUUUUUGCCCACUACUUUUUCCUCACUGUAACUCAGCUCACCACAUAAAAACCAGUUUGUAAGAUGGUCAAAAUAAAGUGCCGCCCCCAAAACACCCACCGACAUCACACUCUUGUAUUUGAUGUACUCUUUCUCAAAUAAAUGCCUCAAAAGUAGUCUAAAAAUAGCGUGUGGUGAGGCUAAAAAUAGUCGCCUUGCUGGCGGUCCUUGCUGGGAGAGGGUAGAAGAAUAGGCAUGGAAUCUCUCUCUCUCUCUCCUUCUCUCUCUUUCUCUCUCUUUCUCUCUCUCUGCCCCCUCCCCUCGUUUUGUUUGAAACAGGGUGGGUGGUGGUUGUUUUUGUAACUGAGCAGUGAGUAAGCAAAGUGUCAGGCUACUCAUUCAGCCUCCGUUUUUCUCUAUCCCUCUCUCUGUUUCGGAGGAUCAACCGUGAAGAGUUGCCCUCGGCGACCACAUGCACAAGACCAUCGGUUUGAGACCCUGGAGUGCCCAUAAACAUUUGAUCUCUCAGAGAAAGACCUCUAUUCUUUAAUCCACUCACUGUUCACUGCCUUGACUUUACCAAACCGAGCUUUUCUGACUGGUUCUUUUCAAACUUUUUUGCUUGAUUACAGAAAAAUACAUUUUAGGAAAGUUUUAUUCUUGGUGUGAAUAGAAGAGAAGUACACACAAAGCACAUAUGAGCAAGCUUAGACUCCUUUAAGACUGGCACACAUCUGUCUCCGGCGCCAGCCUCAGACAUAAAGAGAGCAAGUUUACUGAGUUCCUAUUUUAUAGACUUUACGCCGCUUCCACUUUUUAAGAGAGACUGAAAGCAAGAUGACAGAUAAUGUACAUGAUCUAAAGGCUGAGCAUUUUAUUCCACAUCAGACGCCUGCUGCCCAGAAAAGCAGAACCUCAGACGAGAAACUAAGUAGCACUUGGAUCCCAGUCAGAGGUGUUUUUUAAGGUCAAUAUGCUGAAGCGGAAGUCUGAGGUACUCCCACAACAACAAGAAGAAGGUUUUUAAAAAUAGACUUGUUUGAAAUGUGCCAAUAUGUGGUCCCUGUGGUGUGGAGCGGCAAAAAAAGGCAGGCCACUUCUGAGGCCAAGAGGCGAGGCUUUUCCACUACACGGCCCAGAACAAUUCACGCCAGCCAUUAAGAUGAAAUGAUGCCUUGUUCUUUGAAACUAUUUGUGGAAAAUUCAGAAUAAUGAAGAGCUAUUUUUAUAGAUGGCAUUCCCUGCCCUAGCUUGAGCCCCCCCUUUCCAGUCUCAGUCCCCCCCCCCCCCUCCACAGGCCUGGUGGCUGCUGCUGCUUUGGACAGGGUGUGGAAACUCAGGGUCACAGUAUAGAGGUCACCCUGCUGGUCAUUGUUACUCAAGGCCUCCCUCAGGGUCCCUUUUCCUGCUGUGGCACCACACGAUAAGAGACAGAGAGACAAAAGACGAUAAGUGAUGAUUGGUGGGGGGGGACAAAGAAGGACUAGAGGAUAGCUGGAGGGGGGACUCGAAGUUUUGCCACCCUUAAUAAACUCAAGUUUGUUGAAUCUGUGACUUUGUUCAAACUUGAUCCUAGCAUGAAGCAUGUAAUGAGUCCCAAUGAUGCAGUUCAGUCACAUAAUGACAUGCGUAACAUUAAACAAACUGCUCAUGUGGCAUUUAAAAGCAAGAAGCAGAGUGUUUGACACGCAGUUCCUCCUUGUCGAAUUGAUUUGUAUGUUAAGUCAGAAGCACAUAUAGACACAUUGGCAUUUCUCUGAUUUGAAUAGAGCUGUAUUAUGCAACCAGAGUGUAGACAGGAUGAAAGAUGGUUAGGUCGAGGGUGUAGACAUAAGUGCCCUCUUUAUUCAGUUUCACUGAGCUGGCAUUGUGUCUCAUAAUGUCUAUCUGGGUAAUUAUACAGUGUAGUGACUAGUCUGAAUGACCACUUUGUUCCCGGGGCUGGGAUGCUGCUGUAGCAAACAGUGUUGGAUUCUGACAUGUGCUUAGUGUUUGUCUAUUCCAUAUGGGAAACACUGCACCAUCUGGUAUUGUGCUGCGUCCUGGCUAGCUAACACUGUCGGUCUGUGAGUGGGCUCUCGUCUGCAGCCCGCUCGACUUAAUGGUGAUUUUAGCACAUGCAUUAUCACAAUGUUUGCAGAAAUGUGGAGGAACCUUGUGGCGCAUAACACCCCUUUGUGUCUCGCUUUUGUCCCUCUGCUUUCUCCAAACACUUUUCUGUAUUUUUUCCUCGAUUUCUCCCUCCGCUUUUUCAUUUUAACCAAAAUCUAGUAAUCAUUAGACAGCUAGUAAUGACGCAUUAAGCCCGCGUUAUAACUGAACACACAACCACUUUGCCCAGGGAUGAUGGAUCCCAGAUGCCAGCCUUUGAUUCCUGAUUAUAGUGCAGCAGGGCACCAGGAGUGAGGGGCUUCAAAGCCAACCAAAUCAUUGAAAAGUCAUUGAUGCAAUCGUUUUUCAACCAGUGCACAGGGAUGCACAGAUGAGUGAAAAAAAGUAGGCAGGGACAGGCUGUGAUUUGGGGUCCCAUUCCUCAGAUUGGUAACCUACAAAAAUCUACUCCAAGUACUCCACUCACUCACUCACUCACACUCACACACACACAUGCGCUCAGACACACCACGCAGCCAUCAUCCAUGGGCAUGCCCCUCGACAUGGUCCUGGCAUGUUCAAACCACGCUUCAUGAAACUGUGGCCUUCUUGCCUUUGGUCUGCCAUCUGCUUCCAAUAAGCUAAGCCAGCCUGAUCCCUCUGAUGUUCCCUCCACUCGGAAAGGCAGAGAGAAAGAAAGUGUGAGCGAGAGAGACAGAGAGAGUGAGGGGGGGAGAGACAAAAAAUGAGAGCAAGUAUGAGUGAGCCAGACAGGCGGUAGAAAGAAGUCAAAAUGAGGAGAAUGAGAGCACAUCUCAAACAUGCUAUUACCCCAUCGAUGUCGCCAGCUCACCCACUCGCAGUGGUGCUGAGGGUCUUCAUCCACAGCGGGUUGACUGCAUGACCACUUAUUCUUUUAUACGUGUUAGGGCCGAGGUUUCUCCCCUCUUUUACUCUUUUUCAACACCUUUUCUGAUAGAGCGAAUCAAUCUGCCCUCUAUCAUAUUUAACAUCAUGUCAAACACAGAACAAGUCCAUGCUAGACAAAGCUGUUUAUUCCACUGACCCUUUAUUGUAUUUUAACAGCUCAGCAAACAUGAUGAACCAUAAGUGCUGCAGUUAUUAAUGUUUUUAUAUCGUGGCUGUCUUCUAGCGGCUUGUUUUCCAUCAACUGCUGAAACAAACUUGUGAACUAUAAAUGCCAGCAUUUAUUGGGGGAAACUUUUGUCUCUGGUACUAUACUAUCUUCUUUCAUAAGUCUUGGUUUUGCUUACAAUAGUUUGUGUAUUCUGAAGACCAUGCAGUGCUGGCAAAGAUAUAAAAGGCCUAUUAUAAACUGGCUGUUUUUGUAGAGGGGUUUCGCACUGUUGCUCUCAGCCAUUGGGUUGAAGACAUUGAGAAACAUUUACUGGCCUGGCUGUCGCCAAUGACCAUAAACACAAUAUUGAAUGUGUCGUAGCCUUCAGCCAGUGCCAAAAUAACUACAGAGGGGAACGGUCAGACAUGAGGAUCUCCACAAACACAUCAACUGGUCAGAGUCUAUUAGAAUUAAAGACGCUGCCAUCACGACAACAACGUUUGGUCUAAGCUUCUGUUGAGACGUGGGAUCACUGUAGAGGAAGAUGGAGAUUGGUAGACAGAGACAGACUGAGCAGCAGACUGAGACAGAAAGAUGGGGCAGAAAGACAGAUAGAGAGGGUGAGCAGGGUGGCAGAAUGCCGAGCAGACGGAUCCUGGUAUGGCAGGGGCUCUGGGCAGGCGUCAGCUGUUCCUUGUAGACCCCCUGGGGCCACCCAGAAUUCGCACCCAAAUAUCCUCCACUGUUUUUCUCAACAGCUACAUCAAGUUAACACCCUACACCUCAAAAUGAGAAAAGCUCUGAAUUUUUUCUACAGUUAAAACAUCACAAAAACAAAUUAGUCACAGAUUUAUUAAUAGAAAGGAAGAGAAAAUGUUUUCGGGCCCAGGUCGCCUCGUUUAACCCCCCUCAAUAGUUGUCUAACCCAGGUUAUCUCGUCCUACUCUAGGCCAGCCUAGCUGAGGGCGCAGAGCUGAAGGGUACCGAUGAGACGGGUGUCUAAGUAUGUAGGACGCCGUGUCUAUGCUGCGACUGCCUCACACAGGCCCUGUGACAAGUCGAGUCAUGAGGGAGCAUCAUGAAGAAGGAGUUUAAUUAGGAGCAAGCCUCCAAAGGGGCCACAGAGAGAAAGACACAGAGCCAAGCUAGCAUACACAGCUUUUUGGAGUCUCUCCGCUCUGUCUCUUACUUUUUCUCUCUCUGAUCUUGAACAUUUACUGUAGCAUGUAAGUCUGCUCUUCACACAUUGGUAGCUCUAUGGAUUCUGUAUCUUCACUUUUAAUCACAGAUCCUCCUCUUUCAAGAAACAAUGUCAGCAAUUUCUGGCAUUUCAAUAUUUUUGACAUUGUUUUUCUUUUCUUAAGCUGGCUUUGUUUGGUUUUUGACUAUUUCAAAAAUGGAACAGAAAAAGAUAUGAUAAAAAAAAAAAUCACCGACUUCUAAGGAUAGUAAAAAUGUCCAUACACUCCAUAAGAGGUCUCCCCUGUACAUCAGCGUAAAAUAAUGAGCUCUCAUUGCAGAAUCUGAUAAAUUAAAAUAAAUUUUAUUAUAAGAGUAAUUAUUUGGGUGAAUGCUGUGUACAUCCACGUGCUGCCAUACGUGAGCUGCACCAAAGUGUUUUUGUUUAAUCCUCAGAUUAUUAGCAUAUUCCCCACAGACUCCAUUUCCAUGGCAGCUCCUCGUGCUCACACUCCUCUUUCUUUCAGGAUGUAGCGGUGGCAGCUCUUUCCCCAUGAUCAUUAUUCUCUCAGCCAAUUUGAAAUAUACAUCUUUGAUGUAUCUUAUACAGUGAUGGUGUCACCGACGAACAGACUUAAAGCCUUGUUUGGAGCAGCCGAUGACGCUGAAUGGAGCGGAGCCAUGAAAUGCAGACGUAGAUAAAGCGGUGGGCUAACGGAGAAGGAAAAAAUAUAUAGGGUGAUGAGAGCGGGGCGGCGGGGACGCAAGAGUCUGACAUCCUUCUAUGGCUGUGUAAGCGCUCUAAGGGCUCUGAUUGGUCGUGGGGUUGUGUGUCAGCUUUUGGCAACAGGUGUGAAGUCUGUAAACAGGUGGGCAUAACUGGGAUGAGCAGCAUACCGCCCUUGUGCCGCACCCUCAAUGUGCUGAGCCUUGUUGGGAAGCUAAGCCUGGCCCACAUGCUUCAAAGUCAUGUAACACCCUGGCUCCCUGCACCCCAUCAACACCAAUUGCAAUCAUUACCCAACCCCCCUUCAAGACCACCAGCUCAGUUACCCCAUAUGGGUGUCACCUUUACCCCAGCCCUCGCUCUGCUCUUCCAAGAAUGGAAGUGAAUCUCUCCUGCUCUCUGAGCCGGUUGAUGGUAGGAGGUAGAAAUCCAUGCAAGUAGGAAGAAAACUUCUUUUUUUCUUGCAUGCAUUCUCCCGUGAACGGGAAAAGGCCAGCGGUUCAGCUCUUGUCAGCUCGAUAUGAUGCAUCGCCAAGGCCGGAAUGAAACUCCACAAAAGAAACAGCAAAAAAGUUUUUACAUCUCACGCCUUUGCCAAAAAAGACAGCGUGCUAAACCUCUGCAACCCCUUUGUUCUCUUGACUCAUCCACCUCAGAUCGAGCAAGAGUGCCUGAUUCACUGUGGGUCUGUUAGAAGUCAGAUCUCCUGCAUCGCCGCAGCUGAUUUGUUUGGUGUGAUUUCCUGAAGACUGUCAAAGAUGUGAGAGAUGCUUUCAAAUACAGAAUUCCAGAUUUCCACUCUGGGGGCCAAGUGAGGAUUCAGAGAGAGAGAGAGAGAGGAGGGAGAGCCAGCGAAUGUUGACACGCUUACAGUAGCUGCCUCGCCACGAGACGCCUCAGGAAUCAAACAGUUAUCACACACACAAAAGGAGCCCUCUAAGUUCACUAAAACCACACUCAAAACAGGCCUUUGUUGUGCUGACAUGAGAGAUGACUGGAUUGUUAUUUGUUUUCUAAGCAGGCAGAUCGCUCCCUGUCACUCCUGCUGCUGGUUGUGAUGGAGUAGCUAGCUUCCUUGAGCGAGUACUGACGGAGAGAAAAACAAAAAAACCAGAGGAAGAAGUUCACUGAGAUUAACUUAUCUUAGCAUCUAUCUUCCUCCUUUUCUCCUGCUCGGUCUCUUAUUUUUUUUUUUUUUCCUCAACGCUUACACCCACUCUCGCACACCCACACAUGCACACACAAACACAGACUCAUUCCCCUCUUUCCCCUCCCACACACAGACACUCACACCAGCCGACACGCACACACACACACACACUACAACAUAUAAGGAGAAAGAGGAAGAGAGAGAGAGAAUGAGAGAGAAAGAGAGACACACACUUGAUCAGCAUCAAAUACAGGGUGUGCUAAAGUAAAUUUAAUUACGUCUGUCUGAUAUGGAGCUUCAGAUGAAAGUAGGAGAGCGCAGUGUGAAGCGACGACUGCACAGACAGGAGCAGGCCCGUGAUAUUCCUCCUGUAGACUAAUCUCCCUUUAUUAAAGCCAGGAGGAGAGAGAGAGGGGAGGAGGAGGAGGGAGCGGUGAGGAGAAGAAGAGGAGGAGGAGGAGGGGGGGGUGCCUUUGAUGAGAUCUCUAACUGUCAGCUACUGUACUUUUUCUUCUCUCCGGCUCUGUCUUUGUCUCUCACUUUACGGAGCAAACGAACACAGCACCUAGCGCUUCGUGCCUGCUCGCUCAAGCAAACAGACCGCUGUGCUAUCACACAUGGUUAAUGCGCUCUGAAACUUAUCCCUGUUGUUAUGGUUGUCAACAAUAUCUAAGGAAGGACACAGGCUCUCUCUCUCUCUCUCCCCCCCCAACUCUCUUUGUGUGUCUCUCUGCCGCUCAGAGGGAGUGGUGAGCGAGUUAAGAGGCGGCUGAUUUCUGGCCACUCCGAUGGGGGCAGGUGGCCAUCAGGUGGCCAAAACAGAAACUGCCACAUUUAAUAGCAGACACACCGCAGUCAUGAACUCCUCCGGUGUUCUUAGACUCUAUUCCAUAGCCCAGAAAUGAUCAUGGUCAUGGAAUAUCUUUCACUCUUAUUACUUUUUUUCCUUUCGAGGUAAUUAUGGGGUUUGAAGGUCCCAUGAUUUGUCAUCUGGACAAGAGUUUGAUCAUCCGUUAUGUCUUGUUAUUGGUUGUGAUCGAGUCCUUUGUGCCAUCUUAGGUGUUUAUAUGUAUUUGUGCUUCUUCAGGAAGCGACUGGUGUAUCCUCAUUUCACCCUUGUUGAUGGAGGUCAGAAUAGAGCCUGCCAAAAUGAUUCAUUGGGAAAUUCAGGAACUUUUGAGGAAGAAUUUCUCUGACGAACUGAAAAGAAUGUACAGGAUAUACAUGUUUAGGUUUGCUUUUAGAGUAUGGAGGUAUAACUCUGUUGGAGGAAUGUUUUUGUCCUUUUUAAUACUCCUUGAUUGGCAGGUUUUAUUCUAAAAAGGUGUCUCUUUGCAGUCAUAACCAUCUGUCCCUCCCAAGUGUUUUCACCUGGUUUAUAUCCCCAGCCCUUCAACUGUUCUGUGUAACUACUCUGUUUGCAGACCUUGAGAAAGAAGGGCCUAAACGGCUGUGACAGCCCAGACCCCGACGCAGACGACUCGGUCGGCCACAGCCCCGAGUCUGAGGACAAGUACAGGAAAAUAAACGAGGACAUUGAUCUGAUGAUCAGCAGACAGAGACUGUGUGUAAGUACCUGUCGUUAUUCCCGAGCCUUCCUCUUACCUUUCUUUCCUUUUCUUUCCCUUUUUUUUCCCACCUGUCCACCCUGUCCUCGUCCUUCGUUUCCGUCACCUUCUCGUCCCUACGUCUGUGUCUCCCUCUGUCCGUCUCUGUGGUCGUGGGGACCUGGCAGGCGUUGAACAAGAAGGAGAACAAAGGCGGCGAGAGCCCGGAGCUCGAGUCUGCUCUCAUCCUCACCCCACGCACUGAGGAGAAAUACAAACAGAUUAACGAGGAGUUUGAUCACAUGAUUAAAACCCAUAAGAUACCUGUAAGUACUGGGUUGACACUGUGCUACAGGCUAACAAAACACUGACUGCCCAGCAACUGUUGAGCUAACCCAGCUAACCACCAGUGUUUGCCUGUAGACUAAAUACACAACGUGAGAGUGAGAGUAAGACAAGAGUGAAAUUACAAUGUGUGCUUAAACCUCUUUGAUUUUGCUUGAUUACAGUUGAGGGAUGGUCCUCUAAUUUAGCAUAACUGUAACCAUAACUAGCAAGCAAUCUCCACAAUAAUUGCAGACUUUCUCUCAUGACAAAUUUUAACCUUACCAGUUUCCCUCCUUGAACCUGUUACCAAUAAUGCCUUCGCUGGCUCUCAGGGGAGGUGUGGUCUGCAUGUGUUUUUCCUUUUCCCUGCACAAAAACACAACGAUCAGUCAUGCACUACAACACCGACAGACACUUGGCCAGUGAAACAGUAGAAGAGACUAAAAGUUUUACUAAACAAAACUAAAAGUACUCUUCUUUUUGCCUUAAGAGCUUUAAAAACAUCCCCAUUUUGAAGAUAUUUGAAGACGUAACUUUCUAGAUUUUUACAUUUCAGUGUUAAUUUCAUAGAAGUAGCCUAAAACCACAAAAUAAAGGCUGCUUUAUGUGUAAUCUAAGCCUGCCCAUCAUCCAGAAAGCACCAUAUUGGACCAGUUAGCGCUCUGGAGAAAGAUAAUUCCAUGGUUGUAAUUCAGAGAAGAGCAGUAGUGUCUGAGCCGCGUGGAGCAGAGAGGGAAGAUGUGGUUAGAAGCAAGGCAGGGGUUGGUGAGCUGGGGUGGAGUGGGUUUGGGAUAGGAGCUGGGUGGGGAUGUGGGGAGGGGAAGGGGGGGUCUGCACACAACAAGUGGCAGUUCAGUGUGUGGUCAGGGUGGCUGCCAAGCACUGGGCCUCUGGAUUGCAGGGGACUGUUGCGGGGAGCAUGCAGGGGGAGAGAGGCGGAGGAGGAAGAUGAACGAAAACAGGAAGGAUGGCACCAGUUAAAGGACAGUUUACAGACGGGGCCCCCACAUCCAGCAAUUGCGUACAAAAAAAAUCACAGAGGCACCUCCUUUACUUUUGGAAAAUAAAGGGAGAAAAUAUACAAAAGGUAUAAAAACUCCACUGAGGAAUCUGAAAUGGGAGAAAUCACAGAAAAAAGCCAACUCAAGACAGCCCCUCACUGGUUAUAAAAGAAAGCAUCCACCGCUUUUUGCUGGUGUGUAAAGUUGCAGUCAAAGCAGAAUGUGCAAAAACCCUGCAAUAAACCAUGGUUAAAGUACCCAUCAUUGUGCUUUAAAACAAUAUUUACCCUGUGAAAAAAAGAGCAUUAGCAAAACAGAAAAAAAUGGAGAAAGACAAAGCAGCCCUAAAGCACAUAUCCCACAUCCACGUCCACCAGCUUGAUGAUCUCCCUCGUGCAGUCUGGGACACAUGGCAGUAAUUUAGGCCCCUAUUUUCUACUUCCUAAAGCUAACAUGCAGGAUCAACCACUUCCAGGGCACUCCCAAGGUUAAGCCCUUCAGCCAAGUGACACAAUAAACAUGACAAACUAGACGCCUGGGGCCGGCGGACUAACCUCUGCUCAUGUUGCUGAUGAGGCUGCCGACUGAUGGGACUCUUCUGCUCAAAAACACUUUGCAUUUGCUCCAUGUGUCAGAAGAAUAAAUGUGAACAUCUCCCCAGUCAUGGAGCAACUUUUGCAGAAAAAAAAAGUACUACAGGCGUAUUUUUAAGUGAGGUGAAGACUGACCGAAUUAUCUUUAGCUCUUGAAGAACAGUGGGAUGCCAUUGGCUUUGUUCCCAGUAAACCAUAGGCUGCUUAUUUCUUAAAUGCAGUCAACUAGGAAUGCAACUCAGGGAAUUUGAACACAGUGACCACAUCGGGUCAGCUUUCUGCCUCACAUUUAAGAAAAAGAAAAUCAGAAUUUUUCAGGGGUAGAACCGAGUCCUUUACUGGACGAUUUUGCUGCAGUCGUCUCCAAAGUAACCCACCUUUGCUAUAUCAAGUGAGAAUGAUAAAGUGGUGCCAACUCAUUUAUCAUCCUGACAGGAGUUUAACUUUUCAGAGAUUAGAUUUUGGGGCUCUUACCUUUUCUUUUUUGUGUAGUAGUCCCUUUCACUGCCUGUAUUGUCUGUCUAGUUCUCGUUUCCAUCUAUUUGUGCAUGGCUGUCUUUUGUCAGUUGUCCAUUUAUUCUUUAAAGUUGUCCCAGCCUUUUUCUCUUCUCUGUUUGACUGCUCCUGGAGCAACACUUUAUACUUUCAACAUUUUUUCUUCUUUUACUUCCUUGAACUUUUUUCUUAUUGAUCUCUUUCUCUCUUCCAAAAUACAAUCUUUCCUCAAACCCUGUGUGACUUAUUUUUUCACUUCUCUGCCAUAGUCGGCAUCUUUUGUCUGAUCAAACUUGUGUCUGUCUCCUUUUUAUCCCCCUUUUUCUCCGAGCAGGCCGUGCCCCCGUCCAACUAUGACAUGCCUGUGUCCAUUCCUGUCAGCAACCAGAACAAUCUCAUCUACAGCCAUCCCGGCGGUUCCCUAGGCAACCACAACCUGUUGCCACUGGCGCACCAUGGCCUACAGAGAAACAGCAUGUCCCCCGGCGUGACUCACAGACCCCCCAGUGCAGGUAACACAGGUAGGGCCUCACAUGCAUUCAUGCACCCAUGUACAUGCUGUCGUGCCGACUGUCAAUCUUGUCUACCGCUCAUCCUGUGUGUGUAUCACUCAGUCAGGUUAAUAAUUCAGUUCAGCUGAUACUUACAUGAAGACCAGAACUAGGGCUGGGCGAUAAAACGAUAACGAUAUAUAUCGAAAAUUAAUUUCCCUCGAUAUCGAUAUAAAACAUGGUCAAUAUGCUUUUCGAUAGUCUGGAUGCCGCCAUGUAUUAGUUAGAAAUAGUUAGUUAGAAGUAAUCCAAGAUUGACAGUCACACACUAUUAGGUAAUAGUUAGAAAAUAUAAACAGCAGUGAUUGAACUAAAGUUAGUGGUGUCCCGAUACGAUAUUGAUAUCGGAUAUCGGUCCGAUAUCAGCAAAAAUUCGGAUAUCGGAUUAUAUCGGCCUGCAUCUAAAAUCUCCGAUAUCAGCACUCCGAUACAGGCAGUCCAUUCCAGACUCUUUCUUGCAGAACCCGGAUCGAGCAUGUAGAGCCCAUGUGAUCACAACAACAGUGUGUACUAACAAAGUACCAAGGAGUAGGAGUGAUGUCAGCCCUGUGGCAGUAUUUUUCAUUACAGGGCCGAAAAAGACAUUGCAGUGCAAAACUUGUGCUCAUGUAAAAGUUUGUGCUAAUAUCAGAUCAAUAUCGGUAUCAGUGAAGGCUACAAUAUUGGUAUUUUAUCGGAGUUAAAAAAGUUGUAUUGGGACACCCCUGACUAAAGUGAAAAAGAAAGUCAAAAACUCAGACUCAGGUUAUGACGUUAAAUCAGACUCAAAAGAAAGUAUAUACGCUCGACUUUGUGACAACUGCCCACAACAUUUCUCCUAAAUUUAGAAAAAUGAGUCUAAAAUAAUCGUCCUGCUGCGGUUUCAUAUCCACACAUUGCCAGUUCAGUAUUAAGAUCAAAGCAAAAAUGAUGAUUUAAUAUCUUAUUAAAAAUCCCAGGCCACAGUCCGGCCUUUCUGUACAGGCAUUGAGCUGACAGUGACAUAAGCCAAUCAGGUCUGUUGGUUUGUUAUUGUUGUCCAGAGUCCUUUUUCUGUCCCUCUGGUCUGAAGGCUGCUGCCCACACCCUCACCCUGUCAUUACGACUGGAUGCUGCUAGCGCCAGCACAAACUAAAUAUGAGCUCGCUCGCAGCAUCCACACCAAACCGCACAGACCCUCCCACUCCUCCACCUCACAUGGCUUAAAAAUAAUAAUGUGCCAUUUUUCUUGGACAGCAGCUUAUGUGUCCAGUUGCUCAAAAGUGUUAAGGUUUGAGUGGGAAGCAGUGUUUCUUCUAGUAUCAGUACACGUAUGACACAUGCACAGUGGAUUGUGAUUAAAUUGAGUUAGCUUCUGAAAGGCCAGCGAGGUAAGAGACGGGAGGCAGAGUGGAUGUUAACGUGGGCGUCUAUCCUCUAAUGGUUUUCACUCUUUUGCUCUCCUCUUCUCUCUUUCAUCUUUCAGGUGGCCUCAUGGGUGCUGACCUCACCACUGGCGCAGGCACCAGUGCUGGUAAGAAAAUGCCCUCCUCUCCUCGCAUAUAGUUGUCUGCUAACACACACAAACACCCACACUCACACACACGCACAUAAAUGACACCCACUCACCCACUCGGGGCUGUAAAAUGCAUGACUAAUAGUAACCCAAACCCAAGAGGAGAUUUUGUCCAUGAUGUGUUGAUGUAAGUGGUCGCGGAGUUCAUAUGGGAAUGUUUGCGCAGCGUCGAGGCUGUGACACAUCCUGCCUGCGUUUCGCUAUAAAACGCUACAACAAGUGGGGAAACAGAACAUAAUUGCACUUUAUACUGAAACUGCAGACUGACUGACAGGCAGUCAGAGUGGAUUAAUGGUGAAAGUCCUCUUCAUGAUAAGAUGAAUCUCUUUCUACACCCUCUUUGCGUUUAAAUCCGAAAUGACAACACCCAUAGCUCUAAUGUGGACCAAGUUGUUUCCCCUACACAAACUCUCGACAUACUUAACUGCUAUCAUAUGUCUGCAAUCAAAUUAAUUCAAUGUUUGGAGUGGCUCACCAUGCCGUAAUCAUCCUGUGGAGAGUGGAGAAACCAGCGUCUGAGCAACAUGUGUAAGAAAUCUAGUGUGUUAGCUUCUGUGUGUCAGUGGAAUUGUCCCUGAGGACAUAUUAGGCCCACGUUCAUGGCAAAGAGACUUUUUUUUUUUUUUAAAGGGUUAAAUUUUACAGCCCAAGCGUACAGUGCCGAGUGUAAAAAAUGGAGGGUGGGGUGGGGGGCAUUGGGGGCACAGCUGGGCAGCCUAGUCUGGCCUCAAGGGCUCCAUCACAAGGGGUCAAUGCCUGGUUUCUCUGUCUGGUCACUCAUCACACACACAACAGGACCAUUUGUUGUGGCGUGUGUUCCAUGGACGGCGUGCUGCAGAGCGUGCUUCAAAUGUAGCCUUUGUGUCACCGCGGUGGAGGAACAGAGGCGCUCUGUGCGAGCUGUGUGUCGCUCAGCAGCGGCAAAAAACACGACGUGGAGAGAGAGUCAUGUGGGAGCUAAAAGAUUCCAUUCAAAGCUCUCUUAAAUCUCAUCGAAAGGGGGGCAGAAAGUGUGUGUGAGUGUGUGUGUGUGUGUGUGUGUGUGUGGGGGGGGGGGGAACCCCAGUGAUGAAUAUCUACUGAUGGUAGAAGCAUGUGUGCUAAGGAGAAGAAGUAGGCGAACACAGAUGGAAGUGUUCUGUGAACUUGGUCAGCCAUUUUAAUGAUGUUCCUCUUAGUGAGUCAGUGUGAGGUGGAACCACAAAGACCAGUCUAAUGUUCCUCUUCCCCUCACCAUGAGGUUUGAUAAGCUGAUUGUUCAAGGAGCUGUCUGGACUGGGUAUGAGUGUUUUUAGCGGCCUUACAUAAAGGUGUAAAAUGAUGUCGUGGCUCCAAGGUCCAAAAGGAAGUUUUAAGGCUGAAUCCACAAAGAGUUGACUCAACCUGAUGUCUGUAGUUUGGACAAAUUGCAGGUUUUGGUUGGAUCUUAGUAUUAUUCCAUGUUCUCAAUCUAUAAGAAGCUGUAAUUUCACAAGACAGAAAUCAAAAGAUUAUUUACGCCAUGUCCAAAUAAGCUAAAAUGAAGGUGAUACUGGAAAUAAAUCAUUGGGGCUCAUUUUAAGUGUAAAUUUAACAGGCUGGAGUCACAGGUACAUGUUUGUGACAGCAGCCUCCCCCAUGAAGACGUGAUGACAAUUUUCUUGACUUCGAAUUCAUAAGUUGUGACAGAAAAUUGCAAAUGGAAAAAAGUUCCACAGCCUACAGGAUUUCAGUUCGUUUGUGUUGUUAGUUGCCUAGCAACAGUGCUUUCAUGACUUAAACUACUUGAACUCCAAGUGUACCUUGUCCUCAUCUUACCAUGUAGAAAGCCUGAGAGUUCCUUCUGUGAUGCAGCAGCGGCAGCAUACAGAUGCUCGUUGUUUCUAAAAUAUCUCGAGCUCAUUCUUCAGAACUGGCCUGUAAAUUUGAUUUAGAUGUACAGAUUAUCGAUCGUAGCAUCUUUGCCACAUGAAAACCCAGACAUAAGGGUGAAGCUGGAAUCAAAUGUGGCCUGAAAAGUAAAUUUUGGACCAACGCAAGCAGGGCAUGAAAGGUUGAGUCACCGUGCUUCUUCUGUGGAAAUAUUGUGGAAGCUGUAUUUGUGCUUGUCUGCUUUUGCUCUUUCUACACCAUAUUUGUUCUCCUUUGCUGGGUAGGAGAGUGUGAGGUGUGGAUAGGUUUAGAAAAAGUGAAAGAGAGCUGAUGAAGGGAGCUCCAGACCGAGGCCGCAGCACGUAAAAACCGCUCAGGUCUAUUUGUGUGAUCACGUAGCCGUCACGUAUACUCCGAUCAGCAGAAACUAACAAGAAACUCACCUCACACAUCGGUUAGACACCCGUAAUCUUUUCAAACGAGUUACUUAAACUGAACAUCUUUCAGAUAUUGUUGGUCCAAAUCCCACAGAAACGAAAGCUAAAAAGAAACUGACAACAGCAGAUCAAACCGUGUGUGUGUGUGUGUGUCUCAAUCUUUGGCAGCUCCUCACACCAACUGUACGAGCUGUGAGCUGAGUGUGUCACCUUAGUUCAGUUGGAGAAUUCAGGGUUGAAUGCACAUUAGGCCAAACCGCAACGGAAGAGUGUGUGUGUAUGGGGAAUAGAACGGAGCGCGCCUGUUAGACCACAACAGGACAUUAGAAAUUUGUUCAGUAACAGUUAAAUGUACAUGGGUGUAACCACACCUCUCUCCUUUCUGUGAGUGUGUGUGCGUGUGUGUGUGUCUGUGUGGGUCGGUGAGUGUGAGAGAAUGCACACUUUGUUUUAGGGAUGGGGAAGGGGGGGGUCUUAGACACACGCAUCAUGAAGAGCGCAGGGUUAAAACCAUGGCACCUACAAAGACAGAUAGCAACCCUUCAGCGUUGACCUCAGCUGUCUCCACAUAGCUGUUUUAUCUGAAUCUCAGAUCAGAUCAGUGUGACUUUCUGUACAGUAGCAAAGCAUACUCCAGGCUGGGCUAUGUUUAAUUUUGGUACUUCCUCUAAACGGUUGACGCUUGCUCGACCGUGCAGAGACACAUAAGAGGAGUAGAGUGGAAAUGAACUCUUGAUAUCAUGUCUUCAGUCGAUAAAACGUGAAAUCAAUGUGCCGCUAUUGAAUGCCGCUGUACUACAAUCAGGCUGAUCAGGCUGCAGAAUAGGAAGAUUUGAGUCCCAGCUCUUGCUUCAUUAGCUUAAUUAGCUAAUGAUUUUUCUUUUGAAGUGCUGAAGGACCGGCCUAUGCCACUCACGAUCAUACUCCUCCUGCAGAUAAUUGACUGGACGGCAGCCAUCUCCACAGGGCGGCAAUACACAGAUGUCUGAUUAACUGUCCCCAAGAUGAAGUCCGUGUCAUCUUGACCAAAGUGUGUAUUAAUGCCUCUGCAUCGCUCCAUCUCUUUUUUUAUUCAUCUGUACAGAAACACUGAUGUACUUCCUGCUGGGUUAUUUACCAAAGUGUGUGCUUGGCGUGUGUGUGUGUGUUUUACGUGUGUGUGUGAGGUCUCAUUCAUCUAUCUCCACAUGCACCCACUCAAUCUCACAAAGGGCCGAGCAUGAGAAUGAGAGAGCGGGAAAACUGAAGAGGCAGCUGCCUCUUUUUCGCUAAUGUGAGAUUGACACUGGAACUAAGAGGGUCCAAUACAAAACACACACGUGCAUCCAUAUGCAUAAGCAGCCAUACAGCAUGUCUCGCGAAAUGUAAAGUCCUACAGUGCUCGGGUAAAAAAAAAAAAAAAACGCUUAUGAAAAAUCAUCCACAAAAUUGCAUUAAGCAAAACGUACAAGCGCACACAGUCUGUGUUGUUAACAUCACUCCAACAAGCUCACACAUCACACAUGCCAGCAGAGGCACACACACUCACACACACACCAGCAGUGACACACACUGUUUUUCUCGUUUUCUGUCAGACGGCCUCAUUUUCUCUCACCGCUAGCGGUCGUUUACUCUUCAGAUUGUUCAAAUUGAGCUUUUGAGACUUUUCAUUUCCAAACAACAAAAACCUCGCUCUCAAAUUAAACAAAGAUCAGCGAGGGAAAUUGCCCAGGAAGACAUCUGCGACUCAUUUUCCCCCGGAGUAUAUGAUUAGGAAAUUCAUUUAUGUCUAACGUAUAAUUCCUGCCCUUCUUUCAAGUGGGAACGUCCACACAGUGCCCUGUGUUCUACCCUUUGGAAGAAGGAAGGAGAAGUAAGGGGAAAAACAGCCUGCGGGAUUGGGUUAGAAACAAAGACUAUGUUGCUUGCAAGAAUGCUCCACUCUCCGUUUUUUUUUUUUUUUAAUGAUGUUGCUGCUGGGAUUUGGCCCCACUGGUUUUUGAGGAGGAAACGGGUGCUGCUCUCAGCCCUCCAUACUUACAGAGAAUUCAGAUCUGGUGGCAAACCCAAAGCGGGGUCUUUGUCUGGAAGAACCGCACAUGUUUAGCUCUGAUGGACAAAUGACGGGUCCCAUCCCUCUCUGUGGCUCUGCUACCCGUAAUUAGAUGUUUUUACACGAUUCACUGGCUGUUGCAGGGCACAUGUAGCCUUAACUGACAGUGACAGAGGUGGAGGGCGAGGUGCAUGAGAGAGCGCGCGUUAUACGACUGCCAAGCAAACAGUGGCAGUCCUCAGGGCAGAGACAGUUUGUCUGUUUGAGUAUUUGCUUCAUUAGCGUGUAGAAUUUUCAUUUAACACUUCCUACUACUCAGCUUGACAGAUUCAACAACAUGAAGUUGUGUCUUUGAUUCAUCUCUGAAUGCUUCUUUACUUCAUGCCUUUCUGUCUCUCUUCUCCCUCUCAUAGGAAAUGGAUACGGGAAUCACCGCAACUCUCCAGGUCUGCUGGUCUCUCCAGGUGGAAUGAACAAGAACAUGCAGGCUAAAUCCCCCCCACCCAUGAACCUAGGCAUGAACAAUCGCAAACCUGACCUACGUGUGCUCAUCCCCCCUGGUGCCAAGAACAACAUGCCCUCCAUUGUGAGUUUUCUGUCUCACUCUCCCUCUAUUUGAUGUCAUUGCUAAUCCUUUCCUAGUUCUUUCCCUACUCUAUGUUUUUUCUGUCUACGCUUCGCUUGCUGUUGUUUGUUUCCUUUCAUGCUCUCUGCAGCUUUCAUCUCUUCAUAUCAGACUUGGGUUGAUGCGGUUAUCUUUAUGAUGAGCUUGACUAAACGCAUGUGACUGUUUGGCUGUUUUCUUCUGCGCUUUGGCAGCCAAAACUAAAACUACAGUUCACUUUUGGCCCAAGUCUGAUAUACUGACAGAUACACAUUGGCUCCUGUAGGCCCUGAUAGUUCUUUCUCCUGUCUUUCUAAUAAGGUGUGUUAAGUUAGUGUAGUUGUAAUAGUCCUUUUGUCAACUCUUUUUCCAUUGGCUCCGUCCUGCAGCAGUUUCAUACCUAGAUCUAAAGUUAGACACCGCUAGUCUAUUCUCACUUACACUCACUAAUUUGAAUUUAUCACCCUCCCCUUUUAAUGCCUCAGUCCGAGGAUGUCGAUCUGCUCUUGGUAAGUCAGACUGAAACUUAGAUUUAUAGAUCAAAACAACCCUAGAAGUGGCAUCAGGAGUUUGAAACUUUAAAAAAAAAGGUUUUAGCCCCACACUUGAUGAUAUAAAACUCAAUUUCCAGCCCCUUAAUAUUCAGUGAGCUUUUCCUCACACUGUUAGAUUUUAACAGCUGGAUACAGAGAUAUGAAAAAAUCUUGACUCUAGAAUACUUUUACCUUUAUAGUUGCUGACUCUGCUGAAGCCUUUAGUGCUAUCUAAGCCGUUUGUGAGGGUAAAUAGUGCCAUCCAGUGGUGCAGGAGAGUAACAGCAGCCUGGCCUCUUUUUCUGCUUCAGUCCCUGGGUAUCUACUACUCCUUUUUCUUGUUUCUUUUCUUUUUAAACGCACAUAGACUCCCUCUCUUCACACGCACAUCUCGCUGCUUUUAUUCCUCAGACUGUAAAUAUGAAGGGCAACAAAAGAGCACACUUUCAUUUUGCAUCAAACCUCUAUUAUUUCCUGCCAAACCUUCCCCUCUGCUACAGUAAAGUGCCUCUCCCUUGCCGUUGCUACCCCUGCGUUGCUGUGGAGACCGAUGGUGUUACUAUAGCGACAGAGGGCCCUUGGAAAGGGUGGUAAAUGAUAGGGUUGGCAGGGUUCAGCGGUGCCGCGUGUCAAGUGAUUAAUUUCCCCCUGAAGUUGGCAUCACAUUCAUUCUCCCAGCAUCUGUUGAGUGGAACAAAGAGAUGAAAGAAACUUUUCUGGGUUUUUAUUGCAGUUUUUUUUCCUCCUGUUUGUUUGUUUUGUCUGGGAGUUGAUUUCAUGUUCUCAAACGUCUCCCAUCUCUUUUUUUUUCCCUUCCGUCUUUUCUUUCUUUGUCACAGAACCAGAGAAUAAACAACUCUCAAUCUGCUCAGUCAUUGGCCACCCCUGUGGUAUCAGUAGCAACUCCCACUCUGCCAGGACAAGGCAUGGGCGGAUACCCAUCUGCCAUCUCCACUUCAUAUGGUACAGGUGCGUAUCAAAGACUGUUAUCCCGAACAGAUAAGGCUUAUUUGUCUGUUAAAACUUUAUCCUUAUUACUUUAAAUAUUUUCAGACACUAAAAUACAACAUAAGUUAUUCUUUCUGAAACCCCAGUCAGAAAAUUGAAUCGAUUUAAAUGUUCUGAAUAAGUGAGAAAGUAAAUAAAUAAAAUAAACUUUGCUCACUUGAGGUGUUUUUGUUUUUAAACAGUGUUAAAAUUCUACUAGUAAUACCACAGUUGCACAGCAGAGGGUGCUACAGUCUCAUCAACCACCGCUCACAUUCAUGCAACGUCACUGCGGCCUCUACCAGAGCUGCCCCCUCUUUGUAACUUUGCUUUCACUUUAAUGAACAGUCUUUAAUCGACUUUCUUUUCUUCACCCAGAGUACUCCCUGAACAGCGCAGACCUUUCAUCCCUGUCCGGCUUCAACAGUGGCAGCUCCCUUCACCUCGGCUCAAUGAGCGGGUGGCAACAGCAACACCUUCAGAACAUGCAGCAUUCAGCCCUCGGCCAGCUAGGGUGAGCAACCCAAACUUAAUCUGAGGUGUUGUUUUGAAAUGCACGAUGGAAUCAUCACAAGAUGACUUGUCUUCAUACGAUGACAGAUAUGACCCCCUCCUUGUUUUAAAGUUAGGAGUGUGUGGGGGGUAUGCGUGCCUUGUUGCGUGACUGACUUGAAAUUCACUUUGUUUCUUGCUCUGUAACUCUGUAACCUCUUGCGUUUCCUUUCCUCUCAACAGAAAUUGCUCUAGCUCUCACUUAUGUCAGGGUUCAAAUCUGUCCCUGCCCUCUGCUCAAAGCCUGCACAUCAAGUCCGAACCUGUUUCUCCUCCUAGAGAUCGCACCAGCAGCACACCAGGGGGCUACGGCGGGGUACCGCCUCCCCAGAACCCCUCGUCCCGCCAGGACUCGGGACGCUCCCCUGUUGAUAGCCUGAGCAGUUGUAGCAGCUCCCAUGAGGGCAGCGACCGGGACGAGCACAGGAACGAGUUCCACUCACCUCUGGGACUGGCCCGACCCGCCCUGGACGAGCGUGAGAGCCCCUCCAUCAAACGGGUGCGUCUGUCUGAAGGAUGGGCCACAUGAUAGCUCCGUCUCCCCUGGCAAGUGCCCAAAAUCGCCCUGAGCCCCCCAACAACAACAACAACAACAACAACAACACAGCGUUACAAUGCCCCCUCCCCAAAGUCAACUCCCUCCUCUUCCUCCUUUCACUUGGUAUCAUGAGUCACUCACCGCCCGACCCCACGGCCUCUCUCCUUUAUCUCUAACGCUGAAGGAAAGAAAAGGGACUGCCCUUUUCAAAAAUAUGUUUCUUUUCUUUUUUAUUUUCUUUUUGCCGAGUGUGUGCGUGUGCGUGUGUGUGUGUGCUAUACAUAUUGACAUUAUAUAAACCAGUGGGGUGUUGUAAUGGGGUUUUGGGAGGGCGGGUGUUGGUUGGGACAGGAUCUGGGGGUGUUUUUGUUGGGGAACUAUGCAUAAAUUGUAUUGUGUGUGGCUAAAAGAAUCACGUAUGCAUAUAUCUUUACACGUGUGUGUAUGUGUACAUAUAUGCAUAUCAACAAAUAAACAAAAAAAUAGUCAGGUACUCUGUUUCAUAAAACGUACUUACACUUUGCCUCAGCAAUAUAUCAGAGACAAGAGACAAAAAAAGACAAAAAAAGACAAAAAAGACAAAAAAAAAAUCAAACAAACAUGAACAUGAGAGUGAGUGUGUCCAGUGGGAAACACCUUAGCACUUGAGUUGGACAAUACAUGUGUACAGUGUCAGUUUCAUUGCUAUAAACCUUCUCUGCAGUUCUCCCUUGCAAAAAUGUGUGUUAUCAUUAGAUGAUGUCAUGUUGCAGGUUCAACGUAUUUAUGUAAAUAAAGGGUCGAGGGGGGAAGGGCAGGGGUCAAAAAGUUGCCAGACAUUACAAGAUUUAUUUACUCACUAAAUGAAAAAGCUAUUAUGCAACAUUUGAAGGAUUGUACAGGUAAACAGGCAGCCCCAAUGCUAGACAUGUGGAACCUUUGAUGAAGUUAGCACUCCUCUGAUAGGCCGGUGCCGAGCGAGGACCACCCUUUGAUCUCAGAGCUACGUUAGAGUAAUCAAGACAGCUCCGGAUCUAGUAUUAAUAUUCAGUGUUAAUAAAGAAAAAAAAACAAUUGUACGAUACACUUGCUUAUAUUUUCAUAUGAAAGGAAUACAAUGCAAAGCAUUUUUGUGGCUUUUUGUAGUUUCUAUAAGCCAGAAUGUGUUUUUGAUAGCUUUGCUAAUAAGAGAUGGAGAGUUCGCCCAGAGGGGAAUUGACGGGGCUUUGAAGCCCUAAGCCAUGAAAACAGACUGAGAUCCAAUGCUUUGCUGAACUGUUUUAUCUUUGUAGAGGUUUGUUUUUAAACGUGUAUUUCUAAUUAUAUAUAAUAAUGGUAAUAUUAAGAAUCUUUAAAAAAAAAUCUGUGAAAUUAACAUGCUUGUGUAUAGCUUUCUAAUAUAUAAAUAUAUAUACUAAUGAUUUUUGUUGGUUUCUUAGUGGAGUUUCUAUGUGCAGUUGCACAUGUUGUCUGGUUUGUUUCAUUUGAGCCCUGAACAGUGGAGUUCAGGGGUGUAUUUAGUCUAAACCUUAAAAAACCAGCUGGGAAACAUCACCAGGGUUUGUGUGGCGGAGGAAAGACGGGCCUGAAUGCUGAAAACAAGCUGUUAGUGGGAAAUGUCAGGCGACUGGAACAGGAGGCGACACAAAAAUAAAUGUUGACACAUGUGAUGGACAGGACUGUCAAACUGAUGAGGAAAUAUGGCUGACCCUAAACCCGAGUCCAGACACAUUUCAGCGCAUCAGAUAUUUGACUCUGUAGCUUAAUAAUACAAUUUCAUAAUCGGAUAAGAUUUCUGACAUUAUCAGUGCAUCUUAAAUUUCAGCUCGUGUUCAACAUUUCACACAAUCGCGGGCUCAGUUUAAACAAUUGUCUUCAUGCAAAAUAGUUUGUGUUGAAGUGCAUCAUGGGUAAUUAUCCCUGAACAUUUUUUUUUUUAACCUAACUGGAUCCUGUGCCAUCCUGUGUCUCCUCAUGUUCCAGUCUCCGGGGCAGAUUUCCACAUCCUUCACCACAUGUUCAGCAUCAGAUACACAGGGACAAAUUGAUGAUGCUGGUAGGAAGAAGCACAAUUUGUUUAUUUGAAAUAAAUAAAUAGCUGUUUUGAUUUUCUCUUUAUUAAAAACAAUGAAACUAGCCACAUUUCUCUCUGCCUCCCACUCCCGUAUCUGCUGUCACUUAAGUGUUAUGAUAUUUCUAUGUGCAUAUUUCAUGCAGGUUCACUAUGUUGUUACUGUAAACAGUCUGUGUAGUCAAACAGGGGCAGAGCCUCUAUGAUGAUGUUCUUCUUCUUCUUCUCUUUUUUUAACUCAAUAACAAAAAGGUUGAGAAAAAAAAUAAAUAAAUAAACAUGAUGUUUCAGGCAGCGACAGUGUGGAGAAACCAAAGCCAGUGGCAUUUCUGUGUUGUAAACUCAACUUUUAUUUUCACAUUCAUUUAUGGUUUUUGCAAGCAUUGAAACAAGACAAUAAAAGAAUUUGCUCAAAUGUACAAUUGGUUUCACAUUUCAAUUCCAGUCCAACCACAAUGAUCCACCUGUUCUCCCCUUUGAGCAAUGCAUUAAAAAGCCGAACAAAAACUAAUAAUCCAACAUGAUCAGAUUAUUCUAAGAGUGCUGCAUCUCUGACAAUAAUUUCAACCAAAGACAUGCAGUGACCUUGUCUUUCUACAUUUGUUUCUUCUCUUGUUGUGUUUGUUAAAUUUAUUUUUACAUCACCUGUUGAUCAGUUGUUCUUUGUUGUUCAUUAUAAAUAUAGAUCUAAUGUUGGUACCUCAAAAUUGACCCGCUCAGUACCUCAGCUGAUGUUUUGCAGUCAAAAAGGGGGAGACCAUACACCUGUACAGCCAUGUGUAAUAACCAUGUAAUACCAUUACUUCAGGUCCCUACAUUCACAUGGGAUUCUUUGUUGCUCCACUGUGUUUGUAGUUUAUUUAAGUUGUAUUCAAAAGCUGAAAAAUGGAUUUCUAAAAAAGAAAAAAAAAAGGAAUAUGUACACUGCUUUAAAAAAAAAAGUCAGUCUGUAGUAUCAAAUGUAGCUUGUAUAAACCUGAAACUGGGGUAAGUUUGGAACUAAUGUUUUUCUGAAGCGCAAGAGAGCGGCUUUCAGCGGCAUAAGCUGGCCUUUGUCGCCACUUGAGACGAAGAUGGUUUUAAAUUAAUUCCACAUCUCUGUAACUCAAGAGACUUGAUUCAGCUGUAUGUAGUGAAAACGUUAUGGGGGUGAAGUCAAAGUGUCCUCUGCUGGAGGUGAAAAAGGCUAUUUGUAUUUUGCAGAGAUUUCAGUAAAGUUACUGGCUUUCUUAGUUAUCCUGA
Molecule: messenger RNA, 61610 nt
Organism: Xyrichtys novacula (pearly razorfish)
Lineage: Eukaryota; Metazoa; Chordata; Actinopteri; Labriformes; Labridae
Source: the annotation of a GenBank genome assembly